CGUCGGUAGAGUGACAGCAGCAGUGCCUCUGACUGCAGAGAUCUCUCCUUAACCUUAGCCAGGGAGCAGCUCCAGGCUAGAGCUACCAGCCCAAACCCUGUUUGCCCUCAGUGCCAUCCUCCUGUGCUGAACACACAGGGGUCUCCAUCCUCCAAGGCAACAAGGUCUGCUGUCCAGAGGGUAAGGCAAAGUUCCUAUUACUUUUAACACAAUAUAAAGCUCUUGUUUGAUGUGAAUGCUCAGCUAGGACCAUAUCUGGUCAAAAUAUUCAGUGUCACCAAAGGGGGACUCUGCGCAGCUUCCCUCUAUAAAUAGCACAGACAGUGUUCCUCAGAGAUUUAGCCUGAGUCACUUAUGGUGGGGACUCUAGUGCUAAAUGGUAUGUCCUGACUGCACACUCUGCUGGGGCUUUAAACCUGAAACUUUCCCAGUGCUGAAAAGUUCGUUAUUAUUAUUAUUAUUAUUUGUUUAAAAAGAUAAUCUAGAACGCUGAGUGUCUGUCACUGUAUAUUAAAGGGUGAGUGAAUGAAUAGUUCAGGCUGUUUGGGAUAGAGGGAUUCAGGGUAAGGUUUUUUUUUUACUUGUUACUGUGUAGGGAACAGGUGUAUACUGUGUGCUCAUUGUCUAUGGGUAGAACACGUCUUGUGAUAUUAUUUCUUAAUAAAGAUCAAAUUCCCUUUGUAAUAUCAUGAAAUACAGAGAAAGUGAAGUCUCUCUCAGUGAGAGAUGUGUGUAUUUCAGCUUCACACAGUGAGAGGGGUUAUUUUUUUUAUUUUAUUUUUAACCCCUUAUGGACACAUGACAUGUGUGACCUGUCAUGAUUCCCUUUUAUUCCAGAAGUUUGGUCCUUAAGGGGUUAAAGAAGCCUAUUUAAAACGUGGACACCAUUUCUUUUCAUAUUGUUUUCAAUACUCAUGUCCUUUAACCCCUUCAGGACUAAUGAGUUAUCAUGCUAUUAUUUCAGUCUGAUUCCCAAGGGCUCCAUGAUAGUAGUGAAUAUCUUGCUUUAUUUGUUGUUAUUGUUUAUUGUAAAAUGAGCCAGAUGUUCCAUCUUAAUACAGGAUCUAUAAAGAAUGCUUUGUUAUGAUGGAAUUAGUCCGGCAUUGGCAUUUAAGAGGUUAAUGUUACCGACAAGCACUCUUAUCUAUCAAAAAGAAUGUUAUCUGAAUUCUCCACAUUAAGGGACGAUAUGUGCCCAAAAUAUCACCAGACAUUAUUGUAGAUUCCAUAGAAUGUACUUUUUUUUGUCCCCUUUAGAAUUACAAACAUGUAACCCAUCUAAAACUUAUACUCAAGAAAUACAAACAAAGUCUGAAUAGAGUACUUCACUAAAUGUUAUAAAGAAAAUAUCUCAGUUUUAUUAAUUUAUCCAUUAAGGAUUUGUAAUUGUUGAUACAGUAUAAUGUCAAAUGCGGUUUAUCUGGGUUACACCAACAGAUUCUUCUUACCCUUCUAAAAGUCAAGUGAUUAAGAACAGAUUCUUUAUUUAGACCCCACACCAAAUAUAACCAGACAGAAAGCCUUUGUCUUAAGUGAUAUUUAUACAUAACACUAUAUUUAAUACUGACAUUAGGUUGAAGGUGAACUUCGUUAUUUGGAUUUGAUUUGAGUACUGAAAUUAUUUGGCAAUUGUGGAGAACUGACAGAAAUAGCAAUUUUUUAUCCAAAAUGGUAAAUUUUUCCAACACAUUUAUUUUUCCAGACUGCUUACUAAAAUUUGCUAUUUCCGUUGUUUGUUCUUCAGAUUUCCCAAUGUAAUAACCAAAUAAUUUAUUAAUUUUCUAUCUAAAAAGCGCACCCUUGAUUCUUGACAUUAUAGUAUAUUUAGAACAGCUGUGUGUCUGUUCCAUUAAUAUUUAAACUUUCUUUUUAUUAGCCCCCACCAUGACUGCUAUAAGGUUUUUCAGAAAAGAAAAAAAAUGUAUUUAAAAUUAUUCUUCCCAGCAAAUUUCUAAUAAAGGAACCAUGGAUGAUAUGACUCUGAGUUGCUUGCCCAUUGAAGAAGAAGCAUACAGGUUGCCAGACAACUAUGUUUGUGUGGUAUUUAUAUAUUGUAAAAAUAGUCCUUAUUGAAAGGUAAACUAUAGUUGUAAAUGGCCUCUAUAAAUACUGCAGUACAAACUAAUGCAAAAAUGAAUAAAUACAAGUAAAGUUAAGCUACAUUUUUAUGUUUAAAUUUUUUUCUAUAUUAUAUGUAUUUAUUGAUUAAAAAAAUCUUAAGCACAUAAUAUUGCAUCACCAAAUACCAAAGUUUCUCUGUUAUCACCACAUUGGAUAACUCAGAGUAUGUUAGAGAUGUUAGGGAACUUAAACAUCUGAUUUUGCCAUAACAGACAAAAUUUGUUGAAAAUGGACGAAUUAAAACUCGCAAUGGCAAUUCUCAUAUUUAAUAACACCAAUUCCAGUUGAAAUUUGAUCCGACCAAAUCUGUGUCAUUUGAUUGAAAUUGUUCGGUCUCUAGUUUAAAAUCAGUGCUUUUUGCACCCAAACCCUAUACAAAAUACAGGAUUCAAAAUAUGUACAAAGCACAGUUUUUACACUGAAUCAGGGCCGAAUGCGUCCUCCAGGAUGCAUAUUCGCAAGUUAUCAUUCACUUGCUGUUUGCUAGCUAAUUAUAAUGUGAAGUACUAUUUGCCCACAAGCAGCGCUCGCAGCCAAUGGGCAAAUAGUUUAAAACAUUUGGCAAUGCCAGGUUUAAUCAUGUAGCGGCUGGCUAGCUCUUACUAGCCUCCUGUCACAUUUAAAAAGUACAAUUUUUUUUAAUUUUAUUUUUAAAGCCUAUGAUGUCGAUAUGAUCACCAUAUUUCUACAAGGGAGGUUUUUAACCUCUGUUAUGCCCCCAUUUGCCAUUCUGCGGAUGAGUGCAUAUCUGCUAAGCAGUGAGCAGCCAAUAGCCGUGAGCUUUGGACUAUAAAUGCCUGUCUGUGAGUUUCUUGUACAGGAGCUCACCUUGUUUUAAAGUAAGCACAACUUUUAAUCAAAGGAAUACAUUUGCUUUACUAUUUUACACAUUCAUGGCUUCCUGUGUUUUCCUUUGAGCUCAUCAUCCAGAAGUGUACUUCAGUGGGGGCUAUCCCUCUCCCUCUGCAUCUAUAUACCCAGAGCCAGACUUGGUUCUGAUCCACCCAAGUGGAUAUCUGCUGUGGUUUAUUUACUAUGGGGUGAAUUGAACUGAGAUUUAUUGCACUAUAUGUUUAUUAUUUUUUAUUACAGAUUUACCUAAAUCAAAGUUCCUUCUAUGAUAUAAGGGAGAAUAAGUCUACAGAUGCUUCUAACUUACCGACCAGGUUUCAUUUUUAAGACCUGGUCGUAAAACGAAUUGGUCAGUAAGCGAUGCACAUGCGCACCAGUGCAGGUCUAUAUUCAGGGAAAUUUCCCCGAACAUAGACAGGCAGAGCAGGGAAUACCCCAAAUCUAUGUUCGGGACACGUUCCCCAAACAUAGAUUACAUGGAUUCCCUGCUCUGGUGCAUUUUUCUAUGUUCGGAGAAAUUUCUCCGUACGUAGACAUACACACCAUUGCAGGGAAUCCCUCUAAUCUGUGUUCAGGGAAAUUUCCCCGAACAUAGACCAGGGAGGGAACCCCUCUAAUCUAUAUUCUGGGAAAAUUCCCCAAACAUAGACCAGCUCUCUAACGUGGGAAAUUCCCUACUCUAGAGUGCUGGUUGUAAGUGCGAGCCGCCGCUAAACAGGUAGGUCGCAAACUGAGAACCACCUGUAUGCAUACUUGCUAUGCAGUUGUAAACGUGGAGAUUGUUUGCACAAGUAUAGUGUGGAGGUCAUGCAGCUGAUCCAGAACUAAAAUCAAUUAUCACAAAUUUGUUUUUGUUACCCGCCUUGCACACUUUUUUUUUAAGGAGCAGUCAUUGGCUGCUCACUGUAACGAUAAACUAGCAAAAGGGCAGUUUGGGAGUGAAGUCUCUAGAGAAGUGAAACUUGCCUGGAACAGCGCUCUGAUUGGCUUACAAGAGCUCUACCGAGACUACAAGGUGUGGCAAGCCUUUAAAAAGGGUUUUGCUACCUUGGAAGCUCAUUCUACAUGGAACCCUCACGGAGCUCACACAGAUUUGUUUUUGUGGCGGGAAGUUUAUUUUUUUGGCAAAUCAGGUCUUUUGAUUUUAGUAGUAACAUUGGGAAUUAAUUGUGUUUUUGGCCGAGUAUAACUUUUUUUUCUGAAUAAGGUAAUAGGUACUAGCGCUUAAAGUGGUCGUUUAAAUGAGGGAAAUAUUCCAAGAAUAAUAUAAAAAGUAGCAGCUCAACACCAAAGUGUACAACUUCUCCCAAAAUACGCCAAGUAAAAUAGAAAGAUAACUAGUGUAGCGCUUAUAAAAUAGUAAACUGUACCUCGAAUAAAUUAAAACAAUCUAUACUUAUAAAAGUAUAAAUAAUACAUCACAGUGCAGAUUAUAUAAAAUAUAAAGAAUAUAUUUGAAAAAAAUAUAUAUAACCCUCACAAACAGAGGGUAUGAACCUAGCUCUGGUGUGAAUAGCCUUCGGGUCCGUUUAGGGAACCCACCCCUGAUGGAUAUGUACGUCCACUCUUAUUGGAAAGUAUAUAAAACAAGGAAAUAGAGUAGCUCCAAAUAAGUUGAUAAAAAGUCUUAUGCCAAAUCAAUACUCACAGACAUAGAGCCCCAAAUGGAUCUAUCACAGUGCUUUGUGUAGUUUGGGACUACACUCCCUCUUUGUAAGUAGCACGGAAUACCGGAAACCAGGUUAAAAGUAUAACAAAUGUAUUUCAAACACACUUUAAAACAUAAGAAAUUAAAAAGUGACAAUGUCCAUUAAGUUUUCCCACAACGCGUUUCACCACUAGAUCGUAGCUUCCUCAGCCAGGUGAAAAGAAUACUGGUCCCUGGUUUACCAGUUUUGAUUAUAUACCUUCUUAAUAGGGGGAUAAUAAACUAGUGUCUUUACACCUGUGCGUUAUUACCCCGUUCAGGUAAUAUGCUCUAAUUCAAGCCUCCUUAUCGAAGAUGAUUACUUACCAUGGCAGUCGCUCUCACCUGGAGCUCCGUCGUGUUCCAAGCCUCUCUUUCUAUGCUCGGCAUCACACUGCUUCCUUGCGGUUAAAGCCUCAUUCUGAUAUGUUGCCGACGUCACGUUGUUUCCUUGCGGUUCUGGCCUUGCUCUCAUUUGAUGGAUAUUUGUCCUUAUUCUGUUAUCCUCCUUGUUGAGUCAGUCCUAUAGAUAGAGUCUUUAUCUUGUGUAUCUUACUUGCCGCAAUCAGAUAUGUAAUUAAUUUUCCGACUAAUCUAGUGGUAUAGUCAGCACUUCCACAACAUAUUACAGGUUACAUAUCCAUAUAAAAAGGGAGAGAGUAAGAGAACAUAUAUUAUAAAAGUAUAAUGAUAUAUUUUUAGUCACUACAUCCAUAGCCUCAAUCUUUAAAACCAUAAAUGUAAAAAAAUCCCCCUGGUAGAUCCAUUGUAGCAGGUGUAGAUGCAAUCUCAAGUAGGCUGUCUCAGUACAUUGAUGUUUUAUUACAAUCACUAAUCCAAAAAAACAAAUCUCACAUUUAAGACAUUUUUAAAACUUUUAGAUGGACAUAAAUGGGAAAGUAAAUAUUUUUUAUUGACCUGCGACGUCGUAGUAUUAUACAUCAGUAUACCCCACGAGUAUGGUUGUAAGGCUGUUGAACAUUUUUUAAAGGAAUCCAUAGAAUUUUUAACCGCUCAGAUAAAUUAUUUUAGAAGGCAUCAACCUUAUUUUAAUAAAUAGUUUUUUCUGGUUUAGGGAGGAAUUUUUUCUACAGAUUAAUGGAACAACCAUGGGGACUAAGUUUGCUCCCAGUUAUGGCAAUUUUUAUAUGGCGUGUUGGGAAGAAAUCUAUAUUUAUGGUCAUCAUAACUGGGAGCUUAACUUGGUCUCCUACGGCCGGUACAUUGAUGACAUUCUCUUUAUCUGGAAAGGAGAUGUGGUGGGAUUGGAGGAAUUCUUGGACUUUUUAAAUGACAAUAUAUGCGGAAUAAAAUUAACUAGCACUUGGAGCUAGAAAAAGGUAGUCUUCUUAGACCUUAAUAUCUAUAUCGAAGAAGGGAAUGUACUAACUAAAAAUUAUUUUAAACCAGUAGAUUCUAAUAGUUUUAUUAGUAUAUAUAUUAGUUGCCACUUUGCGCCUUGGCUGGAAAAAUGCCCCUAGAGGACAGUUCCAAAGAUCCCGAAGAAACUGCACAAGUCUAGAAACCUAUGAAGAACAAUCAUUAAAAAAUAAAGGAGAUUUUCUAGAAAAAGGAUAUAAAGAAAAUAAGAUGGAGACAUCGAGAUUAGAGAUUAAGAAUAAAGAAAGAAGAGAAAUGUUGGAUUACAAAAUAAAGGAUAAGGAAGCCAUGAAAGACAUUCCUUUUAUUUGUAACUUCAAUGUAGAAAAUAACAAAGUAAGGACAAUUAUAAGAAAAUAUUGGGCCAUUUUAUUGCAGGAUCCUCUUUUAUAAACGAUUUUACCAGCACAACCUAGAUUCGUUCAUAGAGGAGUAAGAAAUUUAAGAAGUACCUUGGUAACAAAUUUCAUUAAGGAAAAAAAAAAAGAACCACUCUAUAAUUUUUAAUAAUAAAAAAGUGUUUUUUUGGUUGUUUAUGUACAAUGUACAUAGUUACAUAGUUGAAAAGAGACUUGCGUCCAUCAAGUUCAGCCUUCCUCACAUAUGUUUUUUGCUGUUGAUCCAAAAGAAGGCAAAAAAACCCAGUUUGAAGCACUUCCAAUUUUGCAACAAACUAGGAAAAAAAUCCUUCUUGACCCCAGAAUGGCAGUCAGAUUUAUCCUUGGAUCAAGCAGUUAUUGAAAGAUUAUACAUUGAAAGAUUAUAUCCUUGAAUAUUCUGUUUUUGUAAGUAUGCAUCUAGUAGCCGUUUGAACAUCUGUAUGGACUCUGAUAAAACCACUUCUUCAGGCAGAGAAUUCCACAUCCUUAUUGUUCUUACUGAAAAAAAAUCUUCUUCCAGUCUAAACGCAUGACCUUGUGUCCUAUGUAAAGUCCGGUUUGUGAAUAGAUUUCCACACAGUGGUUUGUAUUGGCCCCGAAUAUAAUUGUAUAAUGUUAUCAUAUCCCCCCUCAGGCAACGUUUUUCUAAACUAAAUAGGUUUAAAUUUGUUAACCUUUCUUUAUAGCUGAUAUGUUCCAUUCCUUUUAUUCAUUUUGUAGCCUGCCUCUGCACCUUUUCUAGUGCCAUAAUAUCCUUCUUUUGAACAGGUGCCCAAAAUUGCACAGCAUAUUCAAUAUGUGGUCUUACCAGUGAUUUAUAAAGAGGCAAAAUGAUAUUCUCAUCCCGAGAAUGAAUACCCUUUUUCAUGCAUGACAAUACCUUACUGGCCUUGGCCACUACUGAUUGCACAUUGCACAUUAUUGCAUAGUUUGUUGUCUAUAACAAUUCCCAAGUCCUUUUCGUGUGUGGUUAUCUAUAAUUCGCUUCCAUUAAGGGUAUACGUUGUUUGUUUAUUCUUUACGCCGAAGUGCAUAACUUUGCAUUUUUCAACAUUAAAUUUAAUCUGCCAUUUGAGUGCCCAGUCCCCCAGUCUAUCUAAAUCCCUCUGCAGCAAAGUAAUAUCUUGCCCACAUUGUAUUAUUUUACAGAGUUUUGUGUCAUCUGCAAACACCGAAACAUGACUUUCAAUGCUUUCUUCAAGAUCAUUUAUAAACAUGUUACUAUAGAUUUGUUACCAGUUAUACCUGUAGUUGCCACUGUAAUUUUCUGUGCAUGCAGUUUGUACUAUAGUCAUUUAAUGUUUCUGACCAAUAUUUCAUGAAGACAGUUAUUAAUAUUUUGGGUGAUAGAAUUUGGUUGCUAAACAUUUCAAUAGUAUAGAACACGUGGAUACUCCACUCUCCUCCCCCCCCCCUCUCUCACUAUCCUUUUCCCCUCCCCAGUCGUAAAUACCUUCAUAUAACUGUUCAAUCUCAUUCUCUAUUCCUCAGGCCUCACCGCAUUUUUUUUCUCCCCACUUCCUGCCCACCCUCCCCUCCUCUGUUAACUCUUUCAGCCAUCACCUCCAAACUUCCCCUGCUACCCCUUGUCUCAAAUCCCCAUGGUAUCCUUUAGAUUGUAAGCUCACGGGCCAUCUAGCCAAGCACUUUGUAUGAAAGAGCUCCAAUGGCUAGAUAUCAGCUUACGGGCAGGGCUCUCUCUACCUCUUGUAUUUGUCUGUGUAUAUUGUACGUUUCUCCACUAAUUGUACAGCGCUGCAGAAUCUAUUGGCGCUUUAUAAAUAGCAGUAAUAAAUAAUAAUAAUAAUAAUAAUAAUAAUAAGGGGUCCCAGAACAGACACCACUUGCCACCUCUGUCCAGCUUGAAAAUUAACCAUUAAUGACGACUCUUUGUAUUCUGUUUUUAAGCCAAUAUUCUACCCAAGAACAAGCAUUUUCAUCUAGACUGAUUUCCUUGAGUUUGAACACUAGUCUAUUGUGUGGGACUGUACGGCUUGUAAAAAGUCAGAUAAUACUAGAAGGAUUAUUAAAGAAAUUAAUACCAAGGAAGAAGAGUCAAUACCUAUUAGGAAUUUUAUCACUUGUUAUUCAAAAAAUAUUAUUUAUCUUUUAAAAUGUCCAUGUGGCCUAAAUUACAUAGGUCGACCCACAAGAGCUUUACACGUUAGAAUUGGGGAACAUUCAAAAAGGGUUUGAGAACCAUAGCGUGUCCUACCAUUUUAAACAAAUACAUGGUCAGGACCCCAAAGGUAUGUUUUUUAUAGGUUUAAAGAAAGUGGAGAUUGGAGGGGAGGAGAUUUUAUUCAAAAAUGGGUAAAAUGGAGAUGGAGUGGAUUUUUAAAAUGAACACUCUUAUCCCAUAUGGAUUACACUCUGACUUUGAAUUAUGUCACUUUUUAUACGGUCCUGAUUCAUUUUUAUUCCCCCCAUUAAUUAAACCCAUAAUAUGAAAUAUAAUAAUAAAAUAUCCAGAAUAUUGUUAAAUUAUUUUUAAUAAACCUAAAAUAUUUUUUAAAGAUUUGUAUUUAUACAUUUUUAAUAAAGAGUAAUUUAUACUGUUAAUAUUAAAAUAAAAUAUGAGUGUACAGAGGUUUUUUUCUUGUUCUCUAUUCUCUUUUUACUGUUUCUUCUUUAAUUCAGCACUUUACCUGUCUGGUUUUAAAGAUUGAGGCUAUGGAUGUAGUGACUAAAAAGAUAUACUUUUAUAAUAUAUGUUCUCUUACUCUUUCCCUUUUUAUAUGGAUACGUAACCUGCAAUUUAUGGAAGUAGUAGUCAGAUACUGCAUAAACCCAAUUAUCUCCAGGCAGAAAAACACAAAUUUUGCAAAACCCCAAAAGUACCCCAAAAACACAUGAUACAAAUGUUAUAUCCCAUGAUAGCCCUGAUCGGGGUGACCGACAUAUCAAAAAUCACCCAGAUCAGUUCAGGGGUUCAGGAAUUUCCUGGAAGUCAUUUAUUUGACCGACCGCAGGCAUGGUCCCAUGCCCAAAACAGUUCCAGAGAAUCAGGGCUUGCGGUCGGUCUAGUUCGGUAGUUUAAAAAUGAACAAACUACCGAACAGAGUCAAUAAUCUUGGAGCUUUUUUCCUUCAUCCAGACGAAUAAUCCCACCGAACAGUGCCCUUCUAAGUUGAAUAUGACAGAAUGCAGACGAUGAUGGAAGUCCAGCAGUGUUCGGGAGUUUCUGUAUCCGAUUUUAGUUCCAGGUGAUUCAUGCCCAAACACCGCUGCCAGCGUCCAUCCGAACAAGAUGGCCGCCACCUCGUGGUUGUCUAUAGGAAUUGUGGCCACCCAGACAAACAAUUAGAACACUGCGUGAGAAACGUUUCAAGUUAAUAGGUGUUAACAAUCUCCAGGAUGGUCUCUGGUUCGUGCGGUUGUUCGUUAAUUUGAAGUGCCGUUUCGAAAGUUCAAAGUGUGGCCAUAUAACUCCAAAAAGGCACAAUCAGAGAAGUUUACAUUAACUUUUUUUUCUAUUGGUGGGGCUACGUUGUUGGGUCUCCAUAGAGCUCAGUGUUCUACUCUUGAGCACGCGUGAGCGUACCGCACUGAUGUUCCUGGUUGCUGAAGCGUCAGGAGCCAAAGAGACCUGCAGUUUUAACAUCCUCGAGGGACAGCUGGAGGUAGAUAAAACUCGCUUCCCUUGCAGUCAUCAAGCAGCUUUCACUCCGGCUUAAAUCCAUUCAGGCUCAUUAAAAAAAAAGUGCACAUUGUUAAAUACAGGGUUAUUCAUCAAUUAAUUUUUGCAGUCCGAAUGACCCUGUAUGCAGCCGAAUGGUUUUACAUUCAGUUUGGGCCUAUUCAGACUGCAAAAUCCGGACAUUUAUAGUAGAUUUCAUCAAUGUCUGGAUUUUGUAAAUCAGGCCUGAAUUUGGUCUGGUUUCCAGCCAGGCUGAAAUCUGGGGAAUAUGGAAAAUCCAGGCUCAGAGUUUUUUUUAAAUAGUUAAAAGCCCUCAGCACAGCAAGUGUUAAUUAUGUGGUGGCUGGCCAAUGCUUGAUAGCCACCUGCCACAUUUACAAAGUAAAAUAAAUACUAUGUGGUUCAACAAGACUUCCAUAUGACUAUAAUGGAGGUAAUUAAGUUACAAGAGAGACAUAGUCACCCUUGUGUCCCAUCUGCGCACAACAGGUAGGGGCUACAUUAGAUUUUUAAGAGGGGGACCUAUUGUCCCAUCCUGUGGCUCCCACCCAUUGCAAGCAGAUGGGGGUCAUAAUGCCAAAGAAUUGAUUUAAACGUGUGAGAAAAAAAAAACAUUUUUAAAUAUUUUUUUUCUCAAAAAUUAUACAUUUGCUAUCAAAACUGCUAGCACAAUGUAUAGCCAAAAUCGUAUGCUCUUUCAAAAGAGUAUACGUAAAACACCAAAAACUGGACUACAGGUAUCCCUUACGUUAAUACCUCUGUAAGGAAAUGUGGUUAGCGGGAGGUGCAAAAAGAGCAAGAGGUAGGGGAGACUUAAGUCCAACGCUGGUCACAGGAUUUUUUUUGUCUGUUUCUCUCCUAUUCUCCCAUAGAGACAACAAACAUAGUUAUUUUCCAAAGUAAGAAUUCAAGGUGAAAUCAAAGUGAAUUUCCAAUGUAAAGUAAAAACUGUUGAAAGGGAGAGAUUCUCUCUUUCAGCUAUGCUUACAGUUCGGCUUCUCUGGCCUUAAAUCUGAAAUUCACUUUGAAUUCUCACUUUAGUGACUAACCCUGAUGGAUUCAUACUAAUACAGCAGGAACUGUCUCCAAAAUUUGCUAAAUCCAUUUGAUUCCCUGAAAUUUGAGUAGAUAUACUGCAUCUCCAGCAUUCACUGAUACACCUUCUGAUGAAUGCCAUUGUUCUACAGUACUGUUCAGCAAAGUGUUAAAAGUAUGGCUUUCACUCCAUACAGCACUUACUGAGUAGCCAUUAGCUUAUAAUACAGCAGAUUGCAGGGGGUGUUUGUAGACUUGCCUGUACGCUAUCACACAUCUUGUCAAGCACUUGGGUACAAGCUGCCAAGUCUAAUCUCUUCUUGGAAUACUGAGUAAAAGAUGGAAAAAGAACACAUUUAAUGUGAAAAUAAUGGAUUUUGCUCUGAUUAGCUUCUGAGCUAAGUUACGGUUAGUAAAGAAUCACAAAUCUGUAUGUAUUAAAAUGCAUUGAAAAUGAAGAUGCCAGGAAUCCUUGAUAAUUAAUUAAGUCUGGAUGUUAGAUCAAUAAAAUACUUUGUACGAAAAUUUUUAAAUAUUAAACUAAAAAUAUAAAUUUGCUCACACCCAGCCCUACAUUGUUUUACAUAAAAGAACUUAAAAGGAAACUAUAGUGCCAAAAUUAUUAUAUAUUUUUAAUUUGUUUAAAUUUGUUCCUGGCAUCAUUUUGAGCUCUGUGGUUUGAAGCCAACGAUAAAGAGUAGUCAGGUAAAGAGUGCUGAGGUCUGAAACCAGAGUGAGGAACUAGGAUGGAGGGUUGAUCUGUAAAUAUAGUCAGGACUGGAGAGCCAAGGUUAGAAGAAAACGAUGAAGGACAAAGUUGAGAUGUUGGUCCGAGAGCAUAGUCAGGUUAAAGAACCGUGGUCAGAAGCAAAUGAUGAUGGAGAAUAACUGGACAGAUUACCUUGGGUACAUACGAACUGAGGUUUUAAAGUAAGGUUGUUACACACAUGCUAUACAAUAUCAGAGAGACUCUAUAAUGGACUAUGGCAGAAUCCUGCAGUGCCCCCUCCCUCCCGCCCCCCCAUCCCAUGUUGCUGAAGGGGUGAAAACCCCUUCAAUGACUUACCUGAAUCCAGUGCCGAUGUCUCUCGGCGCUGGGUCAGGCUCCGCCCAUGCUCCUCCCCCGCCAACAUCAGCCGGCAGGGGAGACCUAAUGCGUAUGCAUGGCAAUGGGCACGUGCGCGUUAGUCUUCCCCAGCAUCCCCGGAAUCACCAAUGCUUUCCUAUGGGGAUUCCGGGGAUGCUGGAGGUACUCAUGUAUAGUGUGAGGACGUCCAGCGCUGUUUAAAACGCUUUUGGUGUUUUAAAAACCCGGAAGUCCCUCUAGUGGCUGUCUGAUAGAUCAUCAUCUAUAAUAGCACUCAAGAUAAUUGGUCCGAAUUACUACCAUGGGCCGAGUUUGCUAGGAACAAUGCUGACCAUGACUCCUCAGGACUUAGCCCAUUUUUUGUGCUUCCGGCUGUUUUUUCUGAAAUGGCUAUCCCUGCUGUAGAUGACGCCUCACCUCCAUUCAUGAUACUUGGGCCAAAGUUCACUCCGCUCUGGAAACUGAUGCUCACCGUUUCAAACAUUAUGCUGAUAAACGGCGAGGUGCCAACCCUGUUUACCAAGUGGGUGAGAGGGUUUGGUUAUCAUCACGCAACAUCAAGCUUAAAGUCCCUAGCAUGAAGUUUGCUCCUAGAUUCCUUGGCCCAUUUCGUAUCUUUCGUGGAAUUAAUCCUGUCUCGUAUUCUUUGGCUCUCCCUACUUCCUUGCUGAUUCCGAAUACAUUUCAUGUCUCUUUGCUCAAACCGCUUGUUUUCAAUAGAUAUACUGUCCCAAGUGUUCCCCCUCCUCCUUUGGUUGUUUCUGGACAGGAGGAGUAUGAGGUCUCCUCCAUAAUUGAUUCCAGAUUUUCUCGGGGCACUUUACAAUAUUUAGUUGAUUGGAAGGGGGCCUGCCGACCGUUCUUGGGUUCCGGCCUCUGACAUACAUGCUGGCCGCAAGAUCCGCCAUAUUCAUGCCAAAUUUCCUCUCAAACCUGGUCCUGUCCACCCGGUGGGCGGUCUUCAGGUGUAACAUGCUAUCCCUCACCUUGCCAUGUCUGCACCCAGCGGCCAUGCAUCUGCAUAGCUGACACUUGCAGCAUGUUAAUAGAUGCUGGCUGCUGUGGAUCCUCGGCAAAUUAUACCCCCACGUCUGACCACGUUACUGAUGACAUUGGCGUGCACGUGAUGUCACGCGGGAGCCGCGUGCGCAUGGUUUGGGGUCAAAGAUCGAUCUCAGCCAAUCGGAAAGCAUGUAUUUGAGUUCUAAAUUACCUUUCCUCAUUGCCCUGUCGUGGUUUCCCUAGUGGUUGUCCAAGAGUGCGUUCCUGAACAGUUAUAUUCUGUUUUUUGACUUUGGCUUCGUUUUUAACUUCCCUGCAUUCUGGUAUCCCCUCCUCCCGUUUUACUUUAAUGUUGUAUCUCUUUUCUGGAUCCCCUGACCUCGGCAAGUAUCCUGACUAUUCUUUGGUACAUUCAUUCAGGCCAUUCUAAGGCCCAGUAAUACAUUACCUAUUAGUUCUCUGUGUGACACGUGCUGGAUCAAGUAGUAAUCCUGACAGACUUCAAAUAUAUAAAUAUGUACAUAUAUUUAAAUGCUACGUGCGUAUUUAUUUUUUACAUAAUUAAGUAAUUUUAUUGAUUGCAAUUUGAGGGACCUGCUUUUCACCCAGGCCGAAAGUCCAGAGAAUUUAAUUUGGUAGCAGUAUAUUUAACUCUGUUACUUUCUAUGACACCCUAAAACCUGUACAUGGGGGUUACUGUUUUACUCGGGAAACUUCGCUAAACACAAAAAUUAGCAUUUCAAAACAGUAAAACAUAUCACAGCGAUGAUAUUGUCAAUAAAAGUGACGUUUUUCCAAAACAGCACUUUCACUUAUGAUAUAAUUGUUAUGAUACGUUUUACUGUUUUGAAACACUAAUAUUUGUGUUCAACAAAGUCUCCCGAGUAUAACAGUAAGCCAUGUACAGGUUUUAUAGUGUUUUUGAAAGUUACAGGAUCAAAUAUAUGGUCAAAUUGUUUUACAUUGAAAAUUGCCAGAUUGGUUAUGUUGCCUUUGAGAGCGUAUGGUAACCCAGGAAUGAUAAUUACCCUCAUGAUGGCAUACCAUUUGCAAAUGAAGACAACCCAAGGUAUUGCAAAUGGGGUAUGUUCAGUCCUUUUUGGUAGCCACUUAGUCAAAAACACUGGCCAAAGUUAGCGUUCAUAAUUGUUUUUUGCAUUUUAACACACAAACAAAUAUAAAUGCUAACUUUGGCCAGUGUUUGUGACUAAGUGGCUACCAAAAAGGACUGGACAUACCCCAUGUUGAAUACGCUGUGUUGUCUAAUUUGAUAAAUAUGUAAAUUUGAGGUGUGAUUCAGAGAUUUAUGACAGAUAACAGUGUUACAAUGUCACUAUUGAUACAUUUUAAAAAUAUAUAUUUUGAAACAGCAAUUUCCUAUUUGUACUUAUAGCCUUAUAACUUGCAGAAAAAGCAUGUAAACACUGGAUGUUUUUAAACUCAGUACAAAAUUUUAAAUCUAUUUAGCAUUUUUGUUUUCAAUUUUUCACCAUAUUUUAUUAUUUUUUUUAAAGUAAAUUAUAUGACAUGAUACAAAUAAUGGUAUGUAAAGAAAGCUCUUUUUGUCCUGAAAAAAACAAUAUAUAACUUGUAUGGGAACAGUAAAUGAGAGAGAGGAAAAUUACAGCUAAACACAAACACCACAAAAGUGUUAAAACAGCCCUGGUCUUUAACGUACAACGUGGCCAAAACAGUCCGGUCCUGAAGGGGUUAAUUAAGCAGUCUUUAUGUAUAGAUCAUGCUCCUGCAGUCUCACUGCUCAAUACUCUCCCAUUUAGGAGUUUAAUCUCCUUUUUUAUGCACGAAAUGUUUUUAGGUUUCAAUCAGAUGUUAACUUGCUUUAGACAUUUUUAUCUCCUUCUCUGGAAACUCAAGACCAGUUGAUUUAGUACUAUUGGUAGGGAUUAUGCUGCCAAUUUUCCUGAGAGUAAGUUGUUGAGAACCAUUUGUUCAUGUCAUUUCAGUAAAAUAUAAGGACUGGAGAUGGUAAAGAAGGUCUUUGGAGCAAAGUAAAUUGGUCAAGUUGUUAAACAGAAAAAGGAAAUAGGCUGAAUUGGUGAUGCCUAUAAUGUGCCUAGAGGAAGGUGCUACUAUUUCUGUAAAUAGAGAAAGACCUAACGAGAUGUAAUAGAGUCACAGUGGUAAAUUGUAAUAUGGUCGGGCAAUGCAGAAAGGACACUUGGUAGGUAACAGGAAGUUAAGAUGGCAUGGUGGCCAGUGUUGUUAUAUAUUUAAACUUGUUCUUGUUCUUGAAAUGUGUAGCAUGUUCAUUAAGAUUGAAUAGUAAGUGUGAGAAUGAAGAUUGGAGUUAAAAGUUGUGAAGAGCAUUAGUAGGUUGUCUUAAAAUUAGGCCAAUAGUUUGAAGAAGUAGAAUUAUUUUGUGAAGUAAAGCGCAGAAUUAUAGUGUCACAUAGACCUAAAUGAUGAAAUCCUCUUGCCAUUUGGAUUUUUAUAAAUUUCACGUUUUGCAGGGUGGUAACAUUGUGUUUAAUAGUUUUCAUUUUGUUUAUUAGGGCAGAUUUCUUUAUUGCUCUGAGUGACAUUUGCAGAAGGGACACUUUGGUUUAGUGCUGAAGAAAGAGUGUUGUUAAAAUAAUAUGCUGCUAAAUAUUGACAGGAAAAUGUCAUUAAACAAGGAGGGAACAUGUUUCAAUGAAUGUGAGGACUGAGCAAGGUCAUUACUUACCAGCUGUUGAUAAAUACAAGUAGAGAUGGGUGUGUCUCAGAUGUUAUAGAAGGAUGGGUGAAAUUACUGAAGAUGUAUGUUGAUAUUCCCUAAUUCCUUAGAUGUUUAACCCCAGGCUAAAAUGUACCAGACCUUGUGAGAUCAACCACUUUUUUCCCUUUAGGAGACUCCUAUGUAUUUUCUGACACUUUUCCUUUUAUAUAUAUAUAUAUAUAUAUAUAUAUAUAUAUAUAUAUAUAUAUAUAUAUAUAUAUAUACUGGUGUAGAUAAGAUUUAAAUAUGAGUUUAUUGCUCUGUGAUUCUUUCUGGUACUGUUUGUCUGCCGAAUCAGUAUAGCUACUUAGUAUCUUCCGAUUGUAUUAUUUUCCUAAUCUCUCCUUAGUACUUCAGUGAUGGACUUAGGGCCUAAGAAUCAUUGCACCCAGUGGCACAUUCUAAUGCAGGGGGCUCCAGUAAGCUUGAGGUCUGCACCUCCAUAUUCAUUCCCUUCUGGGGUGGAUAAAAGUAUUGCUGUGGGUUACUAUGUUAACUCUCUGAUUCAUUACCAAGUGCUGACCAAAGGGAGCAAUGAAUGUGGUUUGCUCCCCCUGGAGUUGCUGACCAGAUAGCACUCCACCAGGUAUCAACUACCUGUCUCCCCUCCCCUCCAAAGUAACCUAGUGGGAUGGAGGAAUAAACUUUAGGUGUUUUUUUUUAUUUACGCACACACCACUGCAAUCUGCAUCCUCACAAAACCCACAAUACCACAAGCAGCAUCCUAACAAACACGGAACACCACAUUCAGAAUCACCACAGACAUGUAACACCACAUGCAAUGUCCCUCUAGACAUGCAACACAUGUAGUGCCCCACAGACAUGCAAUACCAGAAGCUAUCUCCACACACAGAGAAAAUACUCAGGCGGCAUAUGUCCACAUACACAACACCACAAGUAAUCUUCCCCUGCACAUCAUCCAUACACAACACCACAGUCAGUCUACAUACACACAACACAAUCUCCGAGCACUGUCUCUUUUUUUGUCUUCAGAAAUACAACGCCCCACAUUCACACAUUGGUUCUCCAUAUAAAUACACCCCCACAUUUGCACACUAACACUUCCCAGAAAUACAUUUCCCACAUGAGGGCUAAUUGGAAGAGGGGUAAUGUGAUUGUUGGUGAUAAGCAUAGCCGCCAUCAGAAGGUGACAGCCAGUACUCAGUAAGUGAACUGGUCGAUAAGUGGGAUCCAUAUAUAAGGGACUGCAUUGUAGAAUUCUGUAGAAUUGUAGAAUUCCUUAAUGGACUGCACUAAUUGUCCUUCUUCACUCUUGAGCAGCAGUACUGGGAGGAAGGGGUGUUGGAUCAUUUGCUUCCAGUAUUAAUGGAAGCUACUUGUUGGCUGCCCUGUUCCAACUUAAUCCACACUGGACCCCAGGAAGCCAUACUUCAGCUGCACAAUAGCAGCUAAAAUGUAGAGUGGCUAGCUAAAAUUUCUGUUUUAAUGUGUGUAUGUAGAGUGUAUGUGUGUGUGUACUAGUGCUUGUGUAUAGCAGAUCCUGUAUAGUGUGUUUAGCAAUGUAGCUGUGUGUCUAGCAGUGUGUUUAUUAGUGGGAUUUACUUUGCAUAUUUAGCAUAAUGCAGCAAUGUGUAUUUGUGUGUAUGGCUGGCUGUGUGUAUUGGGUAUGUGUGUGCACCUGGCAGUGUGUAUCUGUGUGUCCCAUUGUCCGUUACUGUAUAUCUGUGUGUGUAUCCUCCAGAGGUGUGGAAUGCUCAUCUGACAACUGGGACAGUUUCUUCUCCCUUUAGCCCUCUCAUGGGCAUGUAACAGGGCUACUGCAGGAGGACAUGGGUGGAGAAGAGAGCAUCUGAGCUGACUGCACCUCCAGUGGGCUGAGACCAUAGUAAUUGCUUCUUAGCUAGAACUGUCCUACAAACUCCUAUACUGCAGAAAGCUAAGCAGGAGGGUGGAAAAAACACAUAAACACACGACACACAGCCAGCACACAAACACAUUGCACACUUCCUGCAUGCACACACAUUGCACAGUGCCUGCAUACACACACUCUACUCAUAGCCUGCAUGCACGCACAAUGCACACAGCCUACAAAUAUUAUACACAGUCACCACACAUCCAUACACACAUUGUGUUUGUGAUGUCUAGGUGGGAGUGGGAGAUUAUGAGGGGCACAGGAAGACACACUCAGUGUAACACCAUUGAAAAACUGAGACAAAAUGUUGUGAUUAUAGCAGAGCUGCAGAGCUGGAGAAUUUUUUUCCAGAUAAGCUUCUUUUGUUUCAGUUUUAAAUUUGAAUUUGCAAAAAAUUCUGUGUUUAGUGAAUUUCCAGGGAUCUAAGCAGCUGUGGCAAACUGAAUCUGAAAUUCUACCCGUGUACCACUCACUGUUAUAAAAGGAUAUGUCUCACAUUGUUUUGAAAUGUUUCAACCCAGCCUUCACCUUUUAUGCAGCUUUUAAUAAAAACGUGUAUUUUUAUUUGCCUUACCUACUGCCCUCCCCAACCACCACACAUACCAUUCUGAUCAUUCACUUCUUUUGCAAUGAGAAGCAUCUGAUUAGCAGAGUGCAAUGAGAAGCAUUGGAUCCAACAAACUUUAUGAAAGCUGAAGGCAGGAGGUGGAGUGGCUGCUACAAGGUGACUCACCUGGCUCUUGAUUUAAAGUAAAUUUUAUGGCGUUUUAAAAAUAUUUUAAUCUCUAAGGGUGGGGCUGAGUCUAAAUAGACCAAGGAACACUAUAACAUUAAAAAUAAAUAUCAAGCUUGAUGAUCUCACUGUAGGGCAUUCGGACUACAGUGAGGAGUCUGUUCCAGGAGGCCGUUUGCUAAAUCUAGUAAAGAAACACAUUUAACAAAAAAUAUAUAUCUAUAAAUAUAUUUAGUUUUAAUUCAUUCGUGUGUUUCUUUAAGACACACUCAAUUUUCCAACAAAUUGUUCAGUGAGUCAUAUUCUUCUCUUAAGAUUGUUAUUCACUUCGUGCAGCGUGUUCAAAGAACUUAGCGUGCUUAAAGGGAAACUCCAGUGCCAGGAAAACGAUUCCUGGCACUGCAGGUUCCCUCUCACCCCCCAAUCCCUGGUUGCUGAAGGGGUAAAAACCCCUUCAGUAACUUACUGCGGCAGCGACGAUGUCCCACGUCGCUGCUUCCUCCUCCUCCUCCGCCGCUCCUCCUCUGCAGUGCGUUGGCCGGUGGGCGAGACUGAUCCCGCCCACCGGCCGGGGAAACCUAAUGCCGCGCAUUAGCGCUCCCCAUAGGAAAGCAUUGAAAAUGCAUUUCAAUGCUUUCCUAUGGGGAAAUGAGCGAUGCUGGAGGUCCUCACAUAGAGUGAGGACAUCCAGUGACGCUCUAGCACAGGAAGUGCCCUCUAGUGGCUGUCUAUUAGACAGCCACUAGAGGUGGAGUUAACCCUGCAAGGUAAUUAUUGCCGUUUAUAAAAAACUGCAAUAAUUACAAUUGCAGGGUUAAGAGUAGUGGGAGUUGGCACCCAGACCACUCCAAUGGGCAGAAGUGGUCUGGGUGCCUGGAGUGUCCCUUUAAGUAGAAACACUCUUUAACAGUUUAAUUAUCCGCAUGUAUUUUUAUUACAGCACUUACACCAUUAUAAAUUGGGAGUUUUACCUUCUCCAAGUUAGGAAGAUGUGUUAUGUUUCUGUGGAAUGAAAUAUACAAAGUACUCUUUUUCUUGUAAUUUGAUUACUUUCUUCUUUACUUCACAUGGACAAUGCAUAGUAUAUUCUCUCACUGUUACUGUAAGGGGACAGAAGGACUUUAAUGGUCUCUUUGUAGCCAAUUUUAAAUGUAUCACAUAUGCAAAGGAUAAUGUAAAGAUUACAAUAAAUGAAUAAAAUUAGACACAGACGAGACAUAAAGUAAAGUGACAAUAAAGUAAAGUAUAUUUUUAUAGUGAGUUUUAUUGCCUUGGUUCAGCAGAAUUUAUGCUUUUCAAACAUAAAAUCAAACAAAAAGUGCAGAUAUAUGACCGAGUGUCUUUCAUUAGGAUUAAAGAUAAAUUCACAUUAAUUGGUUUAUUUCGCAUUUUGCUGGCAAGUCUGUACACGUAGCUGUUUAUGUACCAGUCUGCAGCAUUUGACGUUUAUACAUAAAGCCCAAUUGUCCCUGGUUUCAGUGGGACAGAUGUUUGAAAGUGUCCUUAAUAAUUCGUCUAAAAGUCCAAUACAAGUGCAAAGUUGAGCACAUUCACAGCUGCUCACAAACACCUAAAGCGUGUGUUUUAUGUCAGGUUCCACAAAUGUGCAUCCAGUGUACACUUUGUUCAUACCAGGAUCUUUACUGUAUUUCACUGAUAUGACUUGUGUGAAGUGAAGUUCAUAACUGAGACUUACCCUAUAGACUAAAGCCUACACCUUCGGCACUCCAGAUGUUGUGGACUACAUCUCCCACCAGGACCGGCGCUAUCAUAAGGCAUUUGCCUAGGGUGCCAACCUGCAGGGGGUGCCCACCAGGAGGUUUCCUGGUGGGCUGCCCUGCUGCUGUGAGUGGCUGGAGCACUGGGUGAGCCACCCCUCCUUAGCCUUCCCCCAGCACAGCAAUUCACCUGCUGGGCUCCCUCUGCUGCCAAUUACCUGCUCAGGGAGCGGGGUAUCUGUAACCCCAGCUCCCAAGCAAAGCACUCUGCUUCCUGCAGACAGGGGAAGCUGGGACAUGACCUGGUAUCCCGGCUGCCCCCUGUUUGUGGACACCAGAAGCACUCUGAGGGGAACAGGAAGUAGCCUGUGCUUAGAGUGCACGACUCUUCUGCUCCCAAGCAGAAAGAGCAACUUCCUGCAGCCUGGACCUCUUCUCCUCUUCAAAGCACCCAGGUAGGCUAAGGGGGAUUGUUUAUUGUAUGAAUGGUUGUAAAUUGGUGUAGGUGGGUGUGUUAAAUUGCUGUGUUUGUGUGUGUGUAAAUAAAGUGUGACUUUAUUUAAAGUUGUGUGUUUGACUGUGACAGUGUGUGUUAGUGAGAGUGUGCAAGUGACAGUGUGUGUGUGUGUGUUAGUGAGAGUGUGCACAUGACAGUGUGUAUGUCAGUGAUUGUGUGUGUAUGUGUGUUAGUGAGAGUGUGAGUGUUAGUCAGAGCAUGCAAGUGACACUGUGUUAGUGAGAGUGUGCAAGUGACACUGUGUGUGUGUUAGUGAUAGUGUGCAGACAACACUGGGUGUGUAUGACAACACUGUGUGUGUAUGUGUAUUAGUGACAGUGUGUGUGUGUGUGUGUGUGUUAGUGAGAGUGUGCAGGUGUGAGAGUGCAAGUGACUGUGUGAGUAUGUCAUUGAUUGUGUGUAUAUAUGCGUGUUUAGUGAGAGUGUGUGUGUGUUAGUGAGAGUGUGCAAGUGACACUGUAUGUGUGUUAGCGAGAGUGUGCAAGUGACACUGUGUGUAUGUCAGUGAUAGUGUGUGUGUUAGUGAGAUUGUGUAAAUGACACUAUGUAUGCCAUUGAGUGUGUGUGUUAAUGAGAGUGUGUUGGUUAGUGAGAGUGUGUAAGUGACACUGUGUAUGUCAGUGAGCGUAUGUGUUAGUGAGAGUGUGUCUCUUUUCCCCCUAAAUGCGUACUCACUGUCUCUCUCCUAAAUGUCUCCAAGUCUCUGUUUCCUAAAUAUCUCAACAGCCUCUCUAUCCUUUACCUAAAUGCCUCCCCAGGCUAUUUCCGUUCUCUAAAUUUCUCACCGUGCAUCUGUUUUAACUUCAUGGGACAAUAUAGGCAUCCAGACCACUUCAGCUUAUUGAAGUGGUCUGGAAGCACUAUCCCAGGGCCCUUAACCCUGCAAAAGUAAUUAUUGCAGUUUUUAAGAAACUGCAAUGAUUACCUUUAAGGGUUAACUCCACCUCCAGUGGCUAUGCAUGGGGACGUCCAGCGUCACGCAAAACCCCAUAAGAAAGCAUUGUAUCAUUGGGUAAAUCCUUAUGCAGCCAUUGAGGAGCGAAGGUGGACCAGAGCCAGUGCUGAGGGACAUUGGCGAUGGACCCGGGUAAGUGUCAGAAUAGGUUUUUAUUGCCUUCUUCAACAUGGGGGAGAGCUAUAGGGCUACAACUGUGGAAGACACGAGGCAUUGUACUAACCUCAAGAUAAGGGGUGUCCCAAAGGGGGUACCGACAGCUGAGUUGUCACACCUCUUAGGAAGGCUAUCACCAAAGCAUGUUAAGCAAAUUGUGGUGGAUGGGGUAUUCCAGAUCCCUAAACUUAAGAGGGCUCCAGAAGGGGUGCCCAGAGAUACCAUAGUGAAAUUCCAAAACAGCAGCGACAAGGCGACGGUACAAGAAGCACUCAAGGAAAAAUCCCCCAAUGUAUUCGAAAAUAUGGCUCUAACCUUCUACAUCGACCUCUCUGGGGGCACUCUACUGUGGCGGAGAUCCCUGCAGGCUUUUACCACUCUCCUUAGGAACAAAAAAAUCCACUACAGAUGGUGGCUGUCCCGCACGCUCCUAGUACAGCAUGGAGAAUUCUCUUACCCAGUCCACGACAUGCAGGAAGCAACAGCACUCCUAGACACCCUAGGCCUCCUGCGGGAAGCUUUGCAGAGUAAUGGGCCUCGAUGGGGCAACUGCACAGGUACACGUAUGGGGCCCAGUGAGAAGUACUCCAUUUGUUCCGCAACAAACCUCACAGGACCCUUGAGCUAUGGUUACUAUCUGAGGCGAACAUCACUCACACACGAACCUGUUAACAUAGGGGUUCUAUGUUUUCUUUAACAUAGGGGUUCUUUACCGUUCUCUGUAACAAUUCUUUUGGUUUUUGGUUUAAUACCUUAUGUUUUGUAGAUAAAUGUUUAUAACGCACUGAGCGUCUCAUAAGGACGAUUCCUCCCCCCCCCACAUUAAUUCAGUGGCCGUUAAAUAGACACCCGAUCUAUUUCAAAGUGACGCAUAAUCAUUUCAUAUAAGGAAGUAGAAAAAUGGGGGCACUACAGAGAUAUGUACAAUUAAAUAUAAGCAAGUAGUAAUAUAGAAAUAAACAAUGAUAUAUAAUAUAGAGAGAGAACAAUAAAAAAAGAAUAGGUUUAUAUAUACAUAUAUAUAAAGAACAAAUGAUACAAAGGUGCACUCCUGGACUAAAUAGCAUUUUUUUCAAUUUAUUGUGCAAAAAGUAACGACCAACGUUUCAACCUAGUCAGGUCUUUUUUUUUUUUUUUUUAAAAGACCUGAAUAGGUCGAAAUGUUGGUCAUUCCAUAAUUUUUUCUUUAUAUAUUUUGCGAGUUUGCACCCUGACCGAACUCAUCUUUUUUGGUGUGUAUAUAUAUAUAUAUAAAAACAGUCCAAAAAGAGUCCAGUAAAACCCUGGGAUGAGAGAACAAUCACAGUUCUAUCUGAGGUAGAGGCAUCUAUGGAGUAGUGGGAUCCGAAUGAAAGAGAAAAGAAAAUCUAAUAGUGCAAUAAAACCCAAAUAGGUAGCAACCAAUAAAAAAGGUCUAUAUGGUGCUUUAUGUGAGCUAAAACCUAGCUCUAGUAUAAACAGUGUACAGUGGUAUAAUCCUCACUUAUGGGAUACGCGAGGGAGUGUUGUAAGUAGAAAUCUCGUCAGAUGGGGACCAUAUGUAACAUAAAAUACAACAAUAAUGCUCACUGUGAUAAAACCAGGAGAGUGUAUAUAAAUACCAAAUGGUUACUCACAUUUAAUUGGGUAGACACACUGCUCAAUGAUAGGGCAUAAGUCGUGUAAUCCCCACCAAGGAUGCUUUGGAGUAGUAGUAGUAGUAAAUAAUAAAAAUGGUAAAAAAAGAUAAAAUGGCUAACUCACAAAAAAGAAAGUGGCCAAAAUACCUUUAUUAAAAUACAGUUAGUUAAAAUUAUUACCCAAUCCCCUGAAUCCACACUACUAUUAACAUAACACUUAAAAUUGUGCAAUGUAUAUGAUGUGCCAUGAAAAUUGUAUUGUAUAUUUGUUGAACUGCUGGUUACAGCUGUCGUGGCUAGGCAAGCCUAUCUGUCAGUCUUUGCACACCAAAAAUAAAGAAUUUAAAAAACAAAAAACAUAUGAAAGGUGCUUUCCUGUAGUACGUAUGUAAACCUUUUUUUUUUUUCAUACCGGUAUGAUUGCAGGAACAAUUUAUAAAUUACCAUUUAUUAUUUUCAUUUAGGUUUCGGUAGGCGAUGGUAUUUUGUGAAGGUUAUACAUACAUACCCUUUAGAGUAGAUUAUGAAAAUUAGAUUUCUAGCAAAAACCUAUACUUCCAAUGUUAAAGAAACUCACCAAGCACCAUAACAACUACAGAAGCUUGUUGUGGUUAUGAUCUGAGGAGUGUCCUGCCCCCCCACUCCCGCCUCCCCCACCUAUUGUAAGGAGGCAAACCAUUCUAGAAUGGCUUGUCUUCCUACAUAGGAUCUGCUGGGCACCCCUAUUAACAGUAUUUUGAAAGAGGGACAAUUGGGGACCUUUCAACAGGUCCGCCCUGAUACCUGAAUCCUAAAGACUCCAACAUUAAUUUUACUUGCCAUAAAAUAGCAUGGUAUGGAAUAAUACUGGGUGGGCAGUUUUCUAAAUAUACAUUCAUAUCAUUAACACUCAUACUACCAUGCAAAAAAUUGCUUUCAAAUAAGAUACACGUAUCUGUUAACAAAUAUAGUAUGAAGAUUAUUUAUUUUGGAGUAUGACUGCUACAAUAGGAAGGUAUUUGCUUGUAUUGUUUAAAUUCAAAUUUACAACAUUUUUGCAGGGUUACAAAAAAUGAUACUUGUUAUUUCUAAAAAUCCCAGAUUACACCAAAUACAAAUGUAAAUAAAGCCAUUGAACAUUGUGACGGAGAGUUCUUAAUAAAUAGAUUUUAUUUCUCAAAAGGAUUCUUUAUUUGGUCAGAGUUUCAGUCUAAAAGGAAUAUUAUGAUCAAAGACAGUUUGUAUGAGAAAAAAAUGUGACGUUUAUUUCUCAUAAAUCGCUUUCCUUUUACCAGGAAACCACUAUUUUUGGACCUCAUGUUUUUGGAACUGCUUGUAAAUGUCACAGAUGCUAUUGGCUGUUUGCCACUCAUUAAUUCAAAGAAUAAAACAGGACUGUGUGUUGAAGCUUAGAUAUCUUGGUUCUCAUCCCUUUUUCCACAAGAGCCCAAGUUAAGUACAUGUUGUUAGCAUGGACACAUUAUUUAAUUACAUUAUUUAAAAUAAAACUUGCCCAGCAAUUUCAUUAUGCUCUUCAUGUCAUAGGUGUUUCAAUUGCAUUGUGGGAAGGUGGUGCUGAUACUGUAGCCAUUAAUUGUGGGCAGUUGCAAAGGAGCUUAUUAAUGAGCCUAUUUCAUCAAUUAUUGUUCCAUGGAAAAUAGCCCAGAGUACUUUACCAGUGGUAGAGAGCCACUCCAAUAUGGGAUUUCAGGAAAUAAAUGGCUAUUGCAUCUUCAACAAGCUUCUCUAUUUUAGUGCAGACUUGUUCUUAUGAACCAUGAGUCAUAAUGACUGACUGACUGAAUUUAAGAAGAAUUCUGAUAUUCAAAAAUGCAGUUUUUAUUUGAGAUUGAGUAAUCUUCAUUACGUUUGUACUCUACUGUAGAGCUUUUAUAUGUUUAAUGGUUUGUUUUCUAGACAGUGAAUUGACUACCAAAUUAAACAAAAUAUAGCAUACUUGCACAAGUUAUAUAACUUUCCAUCUUGGUUAAAUUGUGUACUUAAAAUUCUGUUUUGAUAAUAGCAACAUACAUUGCACAUUUGCAAAGGCUUUGCAACAACUGUUCUCAUUGGACAGCGCAUGCAAAAAACAGCUUUCAGGAGAGAUUCUUUUCUCUUUUACAAUUACACACAUUAAACUAAUUCAUUACCAGGAAACCUGCCAAAAUUGUAUUCACAAUAGUUAUAUUGUAAUAUUUUACUACAUAUUACUUAAUGAUACGUUUUCUGAUUACCACUCCAUAUGCAUGGUGUGCAGAUGAACAGUUCAAUGUGUAGAAAGCAACCUUACUAGUGAUGUUCCAUGAAACCUAAUUUUAUACAAAGUUAAGUUUUCCUUAAUUGCAAACUGACCUAAUCAGUAAAAUGUGUUUUGGGGUAUUCAAAUAUACAUAUUUGUUUGUUUGUUUUUUACUUUUUUUUUUGCAGGUUCAAUUGUAGCAAGCAAUAGCUAAAAAUAUUAAACAUGUCGAUUAGAAAAGACUUAGAAAAAUACCGCGAUGUUGAUGAGGAUGAAAUCUUAAAAAGGCUGACGGAAGAUGAAAUUAGAGCACUAGAAGGAGAGUUGGAAGAAUUAGACCCAGAUGUAGGUAUUUUUUUAAUUUUAUAGGUAAAAAAUGCAAAGUUUACAAAACAGGGUUUAAGACCCAUAACAAAAUUAUUAGUGUUGUCUUUUCAUAAUCGAAUCAAAACAUAGUGCAUGUUAAAAAAAACCACUGGCCUUUACGAUUUUUACCAUAUAUACUAAUGGGACCAAACUUACCACUAACCAUUUAAUAUGCUGUGCCCUUUUGUGUAACUGGUAAUUCUUCAUGCAAUCUUUACAUGUAAAAAGGUUACUGCACCCCAGUUAGCAGAACCAAGUGAAAUAGACUAUAAAGAUAGAAUGUUUGAACAGAUCGAUAAAAAAAUUAAUUCAGACCUGUCUUGGGUCAGCCAUAACCAAAAUACGUCUGAAUAACUGUGUUCUGCUCCAUUGGACUGAUGUCAGUACGCAGGCUCCAAAGCACAGCAUGAUGCCAUACUGCAAUCCAAAUCCUGAAUACCAGCAGAAAACAUUUGGUGGAUCAGUAUGGAAAGGUCUACAUAGUAAUUUCUAAGACUUUGCGAUAGAGAAGAAAGAUCCCACAGUGCCUAGACAGGUUACCAUGUUGGGCCCUGCUUUCACACAGUAUAGGGAUAGUUUGCCAUGUAUUUACAUGGUGCUUGGGCCCUUAUCUAAGCACUGGGCUCAAGGUGGCUGACUCAUGUUACUUUAUGAUUAAUCUGACUAUGCUUUCAUUCUAUGCUGACCCGACAGAACCAAAUUGCCCAAAUGUAAAACUUUAAAAACAGUAAUACAUUUUCCAGGAAUAGAUGUCCUGCCUAAAUCUAUCCAAAAACAACUUAGUCCAGUGGACUUCUAGAUUUCUAUAGGAUAAUAUUCUGGUGUCUGCAAAGAUCUCACUUCUGCUAAUAUCAGUGCAUAAGUUUAAAAUGUUCCCAUGGUCUAGUGACUAGACCACAGGAGACUCUAGUCAAAGUAUGGAUCUAAACUAACACUUCAAGCUAAGACAGGUAUUCAACUACAUAAAACCUAAUAAAAGUGUAUGUAUGUUUUAAAAUCUCUCUCUAUUUUGUAGAACCAGUUACUGCCCGCAGGCCUAAGACAAAGGGACCAGACCCAUAAAACACCAUCGGGACCAUUUCAACGGGAUGCUCUUCUUGACCAUUUAGAAAAACAAGCCAAAGAGAUGAAGGACAAGGAAGAUUUGGUGCCUUACACUGGAGAAAAACGAGGUGUGUUCUAACACUUGUUUAGCAGUGUUGAAGAGUAUUUCAAUGAAUACUAGCAUAGAGAGAGAGCUAUAUUGUUUGUCAAACAUUGGUGAUAUGUACAUGAUGGGUAGGCUCUAGAUGGUGAUAUACCAGUAAUAUACAGGUAAUAUACAGGUGCUGUGUUUUUUAGGUUGGUGAAUGGAUGAGUUAUAUGUGAUACAUGUGUGUCUCAUGUUUACUCAUGAUUAGUUCAUGGCUGCUGUGUAGAUAUUGACAUGGCUUCAUCCUUGUGACAGUUAUGCUUCUGUUUGAUCCUUAAAGGUGGAUAUAGUAGUGCAGAGAGCUAUCGGAGAUGUGGAAUGUGCAGUGUAUAGCCUAUGGUGAGGCCAUCCUUUAUAUGAUGACUGCUCUGGUGUACCAUACGAGGGGAUUAAAAUAAAGUCUGUAUGUACUUCCUGGAAGUGUUAGGAAAUAUGUCUGAACUGUAACUGUUAAGUUGAUUCCAGCACUAUUAUAGGCAGAUUGCUUCAAGAUGUAUGAAUGAAUUUUGAACCGUAGAACUUUCAUUUACAGGAAUACUCCAAGCACUAUAACCACUAAUUACAACAUGGGCUACUACUGUUGAAGGGACAACAAUAUACACUAGAGCCACUAUGACUUAAUGUAUUGGUUCUGGGGCAUAUAGCAUGUCCCUGCUGGUGUCAGAGACACUUGGAUAACCACAAGAAGGUCUUCCUGGACAAGGUCCUGCAUGGAGAUGCUGAAAAAUGUUUGAUUAAAGGUGCAUAUUGAUGUAUUUGGGCUUUGAUACCAGAUAGUUGAGUUCACAUUGUUUUUUUAAAGGUUUGAAAUUGCUUUUUCCUUGGUUGUAAGUGCUAUUUAGUGUGAACUAGAACCACUGUAUGCAGAAAAGACAGUUACUGUGCAGAGAAUGUUACUAUAAAUUGAUUAAAUCAUCGUGUGGGAGUCAAAUGUCUUUGUUGAAAAAAUUAAAGAUCAGUAAUUUGUUUUGAUGCAAAAAGUUAAAUCUACGACUCUUCCCGAAGCCUGUUUGCAAAAUCACAUUAUGGCUACAACAAGCUGAUGAAGUGCUAGUGACAUUACUGACAGCAUAAACUGACUGAGGUUGAAUCACAUACAUUGGUUAUAAGGUGCUGACACUUCAAAGAUUGUUGAUCCUUUGCAAAGUGGCCAAUAUGUAAACUAUGUUGUAACAUUUGUAUGUAAAAUAAACAUUGUGAGGCGUUUAUAAAUUAUUAAAUGUAGAGUUUUAUUAUCAUUUUGAAUACAAUACAUGAUUCAAUAUUACUGUGCGACUGCACUACGUAAGGCAGGAGCUGAGGUUCUAAGUUCCUUAUAGGACUGGCAACUGGUUUCCAUGUUUUUUUUAUUUUUUGUAGGUGACUUUGAAAAUACUUUGUUAACUAGAAUGGAUAGUUUGCAUGACCAUUUUAUUGCCAGGAACAGAAUGAUGUAAGUCAUCAAAGAUCUAUCUCACUAUAGCAACCACCAGGGGUCAAGUCCUGGGAAAUAAAUUGUGGGAACUCACCCAAGAUCCACCCCCUCCACCCCCCAAAAAAAUAAAAUAAUAAACACUUGUAUAUAAAAAUGCGUGCACACACACACACUCAGACAUACACAUACACUCACAGGCACACACUCACAGACACACACACAUACUCAGACACACACACUCACAGACACACAGUCACAGACACACAUACAUACACUCACAGACACACACACACAUACACUCACAGACACACACACACUCACAGACACACACACACACAUACUCAUACACACACACUAACAGACACACACACAUUCCCAGAUACACACACACUCACAGACACACACACACAUACACUCACAGACACACAUACACAUACACUUACAGACACACACACACAUUCCCAGACACACACACACUGACAGACACACACACAUACACACAUACACACAUACACUCACAGACACACACUCACAAAUUUUUAUAAUUUUUUUAAAUUUAAAAAUGUCCACCCAGCCUCCCUACCCGAAGAGCUGGUGUGGACCUGUCCCUGGGGUCCAGUGGGGCUUCAGUGCGGCAGACGGCUGGCUUCCUGUCAGACACGGCGAGGGAGCUGUGUUCUCUCUGCUCCCUCUUGCCGCCCGGGCUGUCUGCUGAUGCCGGGAGCCGGAAUAUGACAUCAUGGGGGUAAUUCUCAUUCCUGGGCUACUGUACGAUCUCAAAGGCAACUUAACCAAUCUGGCGAAUUUCAAUGUGAAAAAAACUGAAAAAUGUAACAUGCUAUAUUUGAUCCUGUAACUUCCCAAAACACCAUAAAACCUGUACAUAGGGGGUACUGUUUUACAGGUGAGACAUUGCUGAAUACGAAUAUGUGUAUUUUAUUGCAGUAAAAGCAAACAGUAUUAUGACAUUCACAGUUAAAAUGUCACGUAGAACUAAAAAAAAUUAAAAAUGUUCUUAUUUUCUCCCAUUUUUUUAUGUUUUAUUCAUAUUAAAUUAUGCUUCAUAGCUAAAUAUUUGAUGUUAAAUGAGAGCCCGCUUUCACCUGAAUAAAAUGAUAUAUCAUAAGUGUGGGUGCACUUAAUAUGAAAGAGGUGAAUUACGGUUGAACAGACAUAUAGUAAAAUUCCAGGUUUUGUUUACCUUUUUUGAUUACGUGUACAUUUGGCUCAGUCCUUAACCCCUUCAAAACAGUAAAACGUAUCACAACUAUUAUAUCGUCAGUGUAGGUGCCAUUUGUAAAUAAAACAUUUCACUUUUACUGGCGAUAUCAUCGUUGUAAUACAUUUUACUGUUUUGAAACACUUAUAUUUGUGUUCAGCGAAGUCUUCCAAGUAAAGCAGUACCCCCCAUGUACAGGUUUUAUGGUGUCUUGGAAAGUUACAGGGUUAAAUAUAGUGCUAGCAAAUUAACUUCCCUGGACUUUCGGCCUGGGUUGCCAGGCAGGUCCCGCAAAUUGUAAUUAAUAUAAUGACCUAAUUAUGUAAAAAUAUUACAUAACUAUAUAUGUAGAAUUGUUAUAUAUAUGUGUGUGUAUAUAUCUAUAUAUGUAUAUAUAUAUAUAUAUAUAUAUAAUUUUUAAAAAUUAUUUUUAUUUAUAUAUAGGUAUAUACUUAUGUAUAUAGAUAUAUUAUUUCAUUCUACGUAUAUUUUGAUAUCUGUAUAUAUAUAUAUAUAUAUAUAUGUUAAUAUCAAAAUACAGUUAGAACGAAAUUACACAUAUAUAUAUAUAUAUUAUUUAUUUAUUAUUUUUUUAUUUAAAUUUUUUAACGUAUUUACAUAUUUAUUUUAUAUUAUAUAAAAAUAUAUAUUAUUAUAAUUAUAUAUAUUUAAUCAAUAUCAUUCUACAUGUAUUUUGAUAUUAAUAUAUAUGUAUCUAUAUAUAUAUUAAUAUUAAAAUACACUUAGGCAGUGUAUGUGUAUGUAUUUAUAUGUGUAUAUAUUGUUUUAUUUUAAACUGUGUUUUAACUUUAAUUGUCACUAACAAUUUAAUUGAUAUGCUUUCCUGAAGAAGUGUGUUUUCAAAUAUUUUUUGGAGUGGAGACUGGGUGAAAGUCUUAUGGAGAAGGGAAGGGAGUUCCACAGAAAAGGUGCAGCCCUGGAGAAGUCUUGGGGGCAGAUGUGCGAGUACGGACAGAGGAUAGGCGUAGAGCGCAGGGGCCUCGACGGGAUAUAUUUGUGUAUUAGGGAGGAUAGGGAGGCUGGAGCAGCAUUAUGUAGGGACUUGUAAGCAAGUACCAGAAUCUUAAAUUGAGCCCUAUAUCUAACUGAAAGCCAAUGUAGGGACUAACAGAUGGGGGAGGCGUGGGAGGUGCGGGCAAAGAGGAAAAUGAGCCUCAUUAAUUAUAGUUUGCAGUGGUGCAAUCUGGAAACAUGUAAGAAGAAGAGAAGGGGAUUGCAGUAGUCAAGGCGAGAAAGAACAGCGGCAUGCACCGGCACCUUAGCUGUGUCUGGCAUUAAAUAAGGGCGGAUGCAAGCUAUGUUUUAGAGAUGGAAGCAGCAGGAUUUGGCGAUCGACUAGACAUGAGGGGUGAAGGAGAGGUCAGAGUCAGAGAUGGCAGCGCCGUUGACUUGGAGGGAGACAGACAUGGGACUAGCAACACUUGAGGGAGGAAAGACCAGAAGUUCUGUUUUGUACAGGUUCAGUUUAAGGAAGUGAGCAGCCAUCCAGUUGGAAAUCGCAGAGAGGCAGUCAGAGACACGAGUCAAGAUGGGCAGAGGGAGAUCAGGAGAGGACAGGUAGAUUUGUGUGUCAUAUGAUGAUUUUAACAUUUAAGCAUAUGCUUGUAUGUGAUUACCUACAUUAUACUUUAUAUCCCUUAAAAUGACCACAACAAAAAAUUAGGUACCUCCUCAACGGCAACUAAGAAUAAAUGUUUGGGAGUUUAUAUUAUGAUACAUUGUACAGCGCUACGGAAUUUGCUGGAGCUAUAUAAAUAAAAUAAUAAUAUAACAAUAAUAAUAAUAAUAAUAAUAUAUGCAUAUCUAAAUAAAUAUUUAAAAUUAAAAAGUAUACCAUCUUUAAAACGUCAUAAUCACCAAACAAGCUAAUAAUAAAUAAUCUCCAUUUGUUGUGGUUUUAAACAUUUUCCAGAAUGGAGCGCAGCUGUUCAGUGUUUGGUGGACAGACAAGUUUAAGUUUAUAGGAUGGCAGAUGUUACAGAGUUAGUUUUGCUGAGUGGCUUGAUGAGUGGCUGUUAUGUUUGGUCUUUGUGAGUGGCUGAUAUUUCACAAGACAGGGCUGUUCCUUUGUUCCCUUGUCUGGCAAUCAUUCAAACUUUCAUAACUCUUCCUUAGGGGAUAAUCCAUAAAUAGAUGUUAGUCUAACAUUCUUGGACUAUUGUUGCUCUCUCUGAGCAGUGCCUGAAUACUAUCUCUUGCUAACAGAUUUUUUCAGUUCACAUGGAGUACACUGACAAUGUAAACGGCAUAUGAAAAGAAUAAAAUGAGAUAUAAUGCUCACUGUUUCAAACAAUAGUACUUUAAAAAAAUAUAUAUAUAAAAUCUACUCACAAUUUCAAGAGCACCUUUUGCUCAAUUAUAUCAUCUUGGGUGGUAUGAUCCACCAAGGAUAUAUAUGUAGGUAGAUGGGGAGAUUAAAAAAUAAAUCGCAGGAUAAAAAAUAAACAUAAAAUUGUGAGGGUAAAAAGUAAAACAAUGUUUACUGUAAUAUAGAAAAACAAGUAGCAAGAAAGGUGAGAAUGGACAACAGCUCAAUUAGCCUGCCCUUCGGUGGGUCCCCGCUCAGGUCUCAAGCUGGUUUUAGCUCAUCUUGUGCCAUUACAGAGAGAACAUAUCUGAAGCAUAUCAGACCGGUCCCACUCGUACGGGCAGUCCAGAUCCGAAAUGCCAGCAAUAUAUAUAAAAGACUGUUCCUGUAAUGGCUACCCAUAUAACCCUAGCUAUUAAAGGGACACUAUAGGCACCCAGACCACUUCAUCUCAAUGAAGUGGCCUGAGUGCCAUGUCCCCCUUGUUUACUCCUGCAAUGUAAAAAUUUAAAAUAAAGAGAGAAAAAAUAUUAGAUAAUAGAAACCAUCUAAUAUAGAUUCAGUAGUGGUAUAUACCUUUAGAUUUUAAAUCUUGUUUGUUGCAAUGCUAAGAAGACAUCAUGUAGCUUAUAUUCAAUGGUUAAAACAAAGGGGUAAAAACUUACCUUUUUCCAGCGCUGGGCGGGGAGCUCUCCUCCUCUGAUCCUCCUCUUCUCCUCCCCGUCGGCUGAAUGCGCACGCACGGCAAGAGCUGCGCGCGCAUUCAGCCGGUCACAUAGGAAAGCAUUCAUAAUGUUUUCCUAUGGACGCUGGCGUGCUCUCACUGUGAAAAUCACAGUGAGAAGCACGCAAGCGCCUCUAGCGGCUGUCAAUGAGACAGCCGCUAGAGGAAAUAGGGGAAGGCUUAACCCAUUCAUAAACAUAGCAGUUUCUCUGAAACUUCUAUGUUUAUGAAAAAAUGGGUUAACCCUAGCUGGACCAGGCACCCAGACCACUUCAUUAAGCUGAAGUGGUCUGGGUGCCUAGAGUGGUCCUUUAAGUCCAAUGUAAAAAAAGUCUCUGAAUAGAUACAAUUGUAUCAAUCAAAUAAAAGUUCACAACAAUCAGUUAUUUUGUUAGCUAUUUCAGUUAUUUCCAGUUAUAAUCAAACUAGGGUAUGUAUACUGGAUUAGCUGAAUUUAUAUAGUACAAUAUUAUAGUGUUCUUGCAGAUGCAGCAAUGUGAUAAAUAAUAAUGUACUUCUCUUGAAAGUUAAUAUAAUGACUAACAGAUCAUAAUAAGUGACCUGUAAUUAGAUGAAGAUCGCUCCGUUCUGGAAGAGACAGAGUUCAAGAUCCAUAGUGCUUACUGUAUUAAAAUAUUUAUUGUACACCAAAUUAAAAAUUGCACUCACAAUUUCGUAAAAACUAUUCAUGCUGAAUUGGAGUCAGGAAAGUAUGGUGUAAGCAGCUGUUGUAUGGGUCCAAUUGGACUGCAGUAAUGGGCGACUGGCUGAAAGUGUCAGCUGAUCGCUUUCCAGUCUGAUAUGCUUCAGAUAUGUUCUCUCUGUAAUGGCACUAGAUGAGCUAAAACCAGCUUGAAAUCUGAGUGGGAACACACCGAAGGGCAGGCUAAUUGAGCUGUUGUCCGUUCUCACCUCUCUUGCUACUUGUUUUUCUCUCCUUAAUGACAGCCACCUAUUGCUGGUAUGAAUUGAUAUGGAUGAGCAAGAGUGCAGUCUCUGCCUUAGCCAUAUUUCCAGUGUUUUCCAGGCUGUAGGUAGACAAGCACCCUCAUUCUGUGUUAAACUACCUGAAAUGGUUUAACACUGAAUGGAGGGAGAGUGCCAGGGGACUUCAGACACUCUAACUAUUUUAAUGAAAUACAAUGCUAAAAUGGUUGCAGUAUCCCUUUAAAGGGUCAGUUUAUAAAAGUCUGAAUAAUUACAGCAUUUGUGCAACAGUGCACACUGGAUGCUUUCCCCUGAUUCCAUGUGCAUUCUUGAACUGUGUGCAAGGAAUCAUGGAGCCUUUCCAUUUGAUUGGGAUACCGGGCUAAAUUGUGUUUAUUGGAAAUAUUAUGUGUUUUAGUUGGUGUGAUGAUGUGCUAGUGGAAGUUCUUCUUUAAACACUUUUGUGCAAUGUGUAGUAUUUCUGUUGCUUUUGGCCAAGGUCAUCUGUGAUCUUUUUGCUAUGAACACCAUCUAGGGUUGCUUGCUAAUGCUGCUUAUUGAUAGUCUGCCAUCUGAUGUGUGCAAUACUUACCAGCAGAACAUUUUCUAAAUCAGCAUUGUUCUUUGCCUUGAAUUGUGGCAUCUCAUAUUUUAAUAUUUAUCAGUUUCAUCACGGGCUAUUUGGAAAGAAAGUCACAUUUAUACAAGAGAUAGAAGUAGAUAGAAAACACAAGCAUAAUCUAUUUAUCGCUUAAAGACAAACAUUUCACUUAUUUUUUGUUAGUUUCUCGUCUUUUGAAAAAUGUUUUGUUUUAUAAAAGUAAACAAAAAUUACAUUUCAUUCGAAAUGUUAACCAGAAUUGACUCUGCGUUAAUCAGUUUUUGUAUUCUUCUGCAUCUUUUCACAGUGAUGUCCCAUAUUACUCGUGUUCAGUUUUCAUUUCCAUUUUCAGUGAUGACUGUGAAAAUAGUUAAUUAUAUAUAUUUCUAUUUCUAGAUGAUCAUUCUGGAUAUCCAUGAUAUUCUUUUGAUAUAAAUGAAAUAAGUCAAGUUUAGAAAUUAAAAACGUAUGUUAGGUAUAGAAGCUUGCAAUUUGAUCAAACACACAGUUAACAAAUAUAUGUGUCAACCUUUCUAAUUCAUACAACAGUGAAGGGACACUGAGCAACAAGGCAAUUUCAGCUUAAUAAAGUGGUUUAGUUGUAAAGAUCAUGCCCUCAAUAUGGAUGAGAUUUAAACAGUUUCCCUAUAUACUUCCUGAAAAAGAGUUAACAUUUUUUUAGCUUCCCUUAUUGCACAGUGUGUCUAAUGUGGCAUUUCUUACUUCCUGCUUGUUAAUUGCUUGUUAGAACAUGCAACAGCCUCUUGUGUGUGAGUAACGUUCAAUUAAUAGAGAAGAGAUAACUUCUUAAGUAAACAUGCUGUGCUGUAAGAUCUGAUUGAAAAUUAAACCACUUUGUCAGUUACAGCCAGAGGGGUGUGGCUAGGUCUGCAUAAACAAACACAAAAAGUGAUUUAACUCCUAAAUGGCAGAGAAGGGAACAGUGAACCUACAGGGGCAUGAUCUAUACACAAAAACUGCUUCAUUAAGCUAAAGUCUUUUGGUAGUUAGAGUAUCUCUUUAACAAAGUCCAUAGAGACAGCCAGGGAAAAGUUGAAAACAAAUCCAUCAAUCUUGUUGAUAUAAAAAUUCAUGGGGUUUUUCCUAAAAGAAAAAUAGCCCAAGUUCAGUUAAAAUUUUACAUGUUUCUUCCAUGAAAUGGGAUUACUCAUAGUUGGUAUGAUUAUUACUUGUAUUAUUAUACUUUUUUUUUAACAAUACUUGCUUCAAUGUGCUGUGUUAACAAAAAUUUAUAAGAAUAAAAAAUGUUAUUUCUAUGCAGGAAAGCCAUGGAUUCCUAAGAAGACGGUGGUUGACCCUGUUUUAGAAAAUGUAACUUUGGAGCCAGAACUAGAGGAAGCUUUAGCCAAUGCGUCUGACGCAGAGCUCUGUGAUAUUGCUGGUGAGUUGUAGAUUGAAUGAAUUAUGGAUUGUAAAAGGUUGUCAGAUUAUUAACACUACAGUUUUAAAGACCAUCCUCCAGUUGGUAAAGAAAAUAAACUAAAAAAAUAAAAUUGCUUACCUUCUUUCCAGUGCCGAGUCUCCUUUGGUGCUGCCCUGACCUCUCCCUUCGUCUGAUGUCAUACUGGAGGUUUAACUCUGUUUAAUCUAUUAUAAGGUACUGAGAGUUGUACUCCAGCAUCUGAAACAACCAAAGCCAUAAGCCCAAUUUGGAGGAACUUGGCUUUUGUAAACUGCUAAAGAAUAAACCUCGUUUCCCAAGUCAACAACAAUUACUGUUUAAAGGAACACUCUGGGUACCAUAACAACGUAAUUCAUUGAAGUUGCUAUGGUGCCAGGAGGUCCUGGCUACCAUCCUACCUUUAGAGGUUAAAUGUUUACAAAUAGUUUAACCCAAAGUGCAUCCACACUGCCCCUUGCCUUCUGGCGAUGGUCCAAGACUUCAAUGGACAGGGCACUAACAAGCUGAGAGUAUUAGAUGACAGUCUCAGCCUAUCAUUAGCUCCCCAUUCACAAAACUGUGUGAGAAAGGUAUGUACCCCUUUAUCACUGUGUUUUCAUAUGACUGUGUGUUCAUAUGACUGUUUCAAUAAUAAUGUAAUAAUAUUGAAAUAUUUCUCUCUAGGUGAAUGUUUGAGCUGGGAGCCAUAGAAUCGAUAUAUAUGUGUCAAUGACAAAUUGGGUGCAGAUAGCAAACAUUGUGAUGGGGUCAAGUGGUUUACUGGGUUUGUCAUACAUUUUCCAGUUCAGCUAUUUUGUUCUACAGGGAGUGCAGAAUUAUUAGGCAAAUGAGUAUUUUGACCACAUCAUCCUCUUUAUGCAUGUUGUCUUACUCCAAGCUGUAUAGGCUCGAAAGCCUACUACCAAUUAAGCAUAUUAGGUGAUGUGCAUCUCUGUAAAGAGAAGGGGUGUGGUCUAAUGACAUCAACACCCUAUAUCAGGUGUGUAUAAUUAUUAGGCAACUUCCUUUCCUUUGGCAAAAUGGGUCAAAAGAAGGACUUGACAGGCUCAGAAAAGUCAAAAAUAGUGAGAUAUCUUGCAGAGGGAUGCAGCACUUUUAAAAUUGCAAAGCUUCUGAAGCGUGAUCAUCGAACAAUCAAGCGUUUCAUUCAAAAUAGUCAACAGGGUUGCAAGAAGCGUGUGGAAAAACCAAGGCGCAAAAUAACUGCCCAUGAACUGAGAAAAGUCAAGCGUGCAGCUGCCACGAUGCCACUUGCCACCAGUUUGGCCAUAUUUCAGAGCUGCAACAUCACUGGAGUGCCCAAAAGCACAAGGUGUGCAAUACUCAGAGACAUGGCCAAGGUAAGAAAGGCUGAAAGACGACCACCACUGAACAAGACACACAAGCUGAAACGUCAAGACUGGGCCAAGAAAUAUCUCAAGACUGAUUUUUCUAAGGUUUUAUGGACUGAUGAAAUGAGAGUGAGUCUUGAUGGGCCAGAUGGAUGGGCCCGUGGCUGGAUUGGUAAAAGGCAGAGAGCUCCAGUCCGACUCAGACGCCAGCAAGGUGGAGGUGGAGUACUGGUUUGGGCUGGUAUCAAAGAUAAGCUUGUGGGGCCUUUUCGGGUUGAGGAUGGAGUCAAGCUCAACUCCCAGUCCUACUGCCAGUUCCUGGAAGACACCUUCUUCAAGCAGUGGUACAGGAAGAAGUCUGCAUCCUUCAAGAAAAACAUGAUUUUCAUGCAGGACAAUGCUCCAUCACACGCGUCCAAGUACUCCACAGCGUGGCUGGCAAGAAAGGGUAUAAAAGAAGAAAAUCUAAUGACAUGGCCUCCUUGUUCACCUGAUCUGAACCCCAUUGAGAACCUGUGGUCCAUCAUCAAAUGUGAGAUUUACAAGGAGGGAAAACAGUACACCUCUCUGAACAGUGUCUGGGAGGCUGUGGUUGCUGCUGCACGCAAUGUUGAUGGUGAACAGAUCAAAACACUGACAGAAUCCAUGGAUGGCAGGCUUUUGAGUGUCCUUGCAAAGAAAGGUGGCUAUAUUGGUCACUGAUUUGUUUUUGUUUUGUUUUUGAAUGUCAGAAAUGUAUAUUUGUGAAUGUUGAGAUGUUAUAUUGGUUUCACUGGUAAUAAUAAAUAAUUGAAAUGGGUAUAUAUUUGUUUUUUGUUAAGUUGCCUAAUAAUUAUGCACAGUAAUAGUCACCUGCACACACAGAUAUCCCCCUAACAUAGCUAUAACUAAAAACAAACUAAAAACUACUUCCAAAAAUAUUCAGCUUUGAUAUUAAUGAGUUUUUGGGUUCAUUGAGAACAUGGUUGUUGUUCAAUAAUAAAAUUAAUCCUCAAAAAUACAACUUGCCUAAUAAUUCUGCACUCCCUGUAUAAUUUGAAAUUCACUUUUAAUUCCCUUUGAAUUCCCAACGGUCUGUCCUUUCUAUUAUUAAGAAAAGGCUAGAAAUAGAGUUUUUCCUGAGAUAAAAUAAAAUUCUAAAAACAAGAUCAUUUUUUAAGAUUAAAACUUUUAAAAAGUUUAUACUGGAAACCAGGGAAAAAACCCCAGAUAAUGUUAUGGGUAAAUUGGACUGCAUUUUUAUUUAUUUCAAGUACCCUUAUUAAGCAGACUGUAAUUAAAGGAAUUCAAUAGUGUUAAAAUACAAAUCUGUAUUCCUAACACUAUAGUGCCCUAUCACCCAAUUUCAGCGCCGAUAUUCCUCGGCACUGGGUAGUGCUCACCUCCUCUGACGUCAUCCAACGUGGGGGGACCUAAUCCACGUGUUUGGAAAGUGUUGCGAGCACACUAGGCCUUCUCCAUAGGAAAGCAUUGGAGAAGGCCUAGUGUCUUGGGGAUUUCACUGAUGCUGGAUGUCCUCAUGCAGAGCGUGAGGAUGUCCAGCUUCGUUUAAGAAACUCAGAGUACUUUAGAAUCCCAAAAGCUCCUCUAGUGGCUGUCUGAUGUUUUACAUUGCAGGACUAAGUGGGACAGGGAAACUGCAUCCAGACUACUUCAAUGAGAUGAAGUUAUCUGGGUGCCUAUAGUGUCCCUUUAAAUUAUAUAAAAUUGUAAUCCUGCUACCAGAGCAGUACUGCUGAGGGUCAGUCAUCUGCUACUUUAUUUACCAUGAAGCAAGACAGAUUGAAAACAAUGAAGGAAGGGUAAAGAGGUUUUGUUGAAUGUCGUUUGGGUCUUAUUAGAACAAACUAAUUGGAAGAGCAUCUUUAAAUCAUAAAUGUAGAAUUUUUUUUCUAUCCCCUAUUGCCAUUUGCCUUUAUUUGUAUUUAUUGUCUUUUCUUCAUCGUGCUAAAUCUCAAUAUCUGGGGGACUCCAUUUUGUUCUCCUUUGUCUAUGAUGUCUGCAGUUUGCCCUACAAACAAAAAAGGAUUACUGUAAAAGCAAAGCAUGCAAAGUGACAGGGCAGCUUUAACCAAAUAAUUGAAGCAGUAUUUUUUUUAAUCUCAAUUAACAUUCUCUGUUGGUUAUUCGUAUAACAUAACAUCUAGUUAUUAUGGUCUUACAUAAUAAGUUUCCAAGUAGCACAGUUUUGGUGUUAAUAUUUUUUUUAAGUGAAUAACCAUGCUUAGUGUUCCCACAAUACACACAUUCAUAUCAGAGACUGCGGACACUGAAAGAUUCCAUCUGUUUGAAAUACUUAGGUAGCAUCUCAUGUAUUAGUGUUUGGUUGUCAUUAUGAGCAAACUAAUAGCAGUAAUAGCUAAUAACAGUAGUAGCAGAGUGUACCAUAUACUUGGUAAUAGGGUGUAUAUUGCCCAGUAUUAACAUAGUGUGUAUUGUAUGUUCAGUGUAUGUGCUUGUGUGUGUAUACACAUUGCAAGUACAGGGUACAUUUUGCUAUUAAUUGUAUAAAAUCAUGUGUUGGCAGUGUGUGUGUGUAUGUGUAUAUAUAUAUGUAUGUGUAUAUUUAUGCAUGUAUAUAUGUAUAAAAGCAAAUAAAAGGGUGCACUCAAAGGUCUGUGAAAAUAGUUAAUUAUAUACGUGUUUAAUUAAUCACAAAAUUACAUAGGUGUCUGACCGACGUUUUGACCCGUUCGGGUCUUCCUCAAGAUCCACAAUUUUUGGGUGAUUUUAUAUAUAUAUAUAUAUAUAUAUACAUACACACAUACUCACACGCACUCUGCGAACACAUAAUAAAAUAAAAUUAAAAGCAGAACGUACCACGUACUUGCAAUGUGUACACUGCCAGUGUUCGAAGUGAAAUUAGAGAACGUACAACCACAUCCAAUAAUAACCAGACAGUAAAGACUUUGUUGUGACAGUUAAACUUACUAAAAAUAUGUAUUAAUGGAUUUCCAGAUCUGAUCAGCUCUGCCUCACCUGCAUUAGUAUCCAUAGUGCUACAAUCACUGUGUAUCAUUUUAUCCGUCCUAAUUCACAUUUCCAGCCAGUCCUUUUUAUCAUACUGAAACUAUAUCUGUUUCUUCCAGUUUUCUUCAUGCCCCAUGACAUCAUCAACCUUUUAGAAGCCUCUGAGGGAUUGUAAGAAAUUGCUUUCAGUACAUCAUGUUAAUGUUCUGUAAUGUUGUGCUUCUUUUCCAAAAAUAAGAAUGCAGGCCCGUCUCUAGCUUCUCUUGCUAAAGAAGGAAACAAAUUGGCCUUGCUUUGUUUUUAUGGUGUUAUGCUCUGCUAUCCUGCGGUAUAAUGCUUGCUGUUAAUGUUAUCUUCUCUGUGUACGCAGUCAAGAUAGCUUUGCUUUGUGUAUACAGUUCUUGUUUAUAUCUUCUCUUUAAAGGACAUAAUUUCUCAAGUGUUGCCAUAUAUGCCAGUUUUGUUUGAGAAAAGCUCAUCGCCUCUCACUCUAUUUUGUCUUAUUUCAUACAUAGGUAUAGCACUUGUGUCAUUGUGUUUGGCUCACAGAGCAUUAUGGGAGCUGUAGUCCACCAACAGCGGGAGGGUGCUGUUCAAAACCCCCAGGCACUUUUUCCUCCCCAUCUAUAUUCCACUGUAGACCGAACAAGUAAAAGUUGUUCCAUGUGCUCUUUGAAAAGGAAAGAACUAUGUCACCUGUCCUCUCCCUAGUUCUAACUGCUAAUAAUGCUUUUUUUCUAAAGAUGAAAAAUAUAUUUCAACUGGAUUAUGUGUGUCAUUGAAACAGCCAGAACUAUAUUACCUGUCAGUAGUGAUGUCCGAACGGUUCACCGAACGGUUCGCGAACGGUUCGCUACGAAUGGUUCGCCGCGGACUCAUCAUUGAGUAAACUUGACCCUGUACCUCACAGUCAGCAGACACAUUCAAGCCAAUCAGCAGCAGACCCUCCCUCCCAGACCCUCCCACCUCUUGGACAGCAUCCAUUGUGAAGCUGCAUUCUUAGUUAGCUGUCCAGGAGGUGGGAGGGUCUGGGAGGGAGGGUCUGCUGCUGAUUGGCUGGAAUGUGUCUGCUGACUGUGAGGUACAGGGUCAAAGUUUACUCAAUGAUGAGUCUGCGGCGAACCGUUCGGGACAUCACUACCUGUCAGCCAAGAAAAACUAUUUUAUUAUGACAUUGUGUCCCACAGACACACACAACAUAAAUUUGUGGUGAGCUUUCAUAUGUAAUGAUGCUAAUAUGGCAUUGUAAUUCUCAUCCUUGUUACAAUGCAUUUUCUAAGAUGAUAAGGUGACACAUAACAAGCACCUGAAAUAGAUCAUGUCUGCCAACAGUCUGUUUUUGCUGGCCAAAUCCAAAAGCAUCCAAAGCAUUGAGAGUCUCCGGGACUUAACCAACAAUAAUUAGGACACUUAUGGUAAACGGUCCCCCCAUUCCCUCAUUACACACACUCUACUACAUGGCUUACAGUAGCCCAGGUGCAAGUCUGCAAAUACUUGGUCCUUCUUCUCAUUAUCUGAUUGUGAAAUUGGGGGCAAUUUAUGUACUAAUGGGCCAUGGGUUUCCAAUUCCACAAUGCCCACAUCCUGUAUCUCUGUAUUAGUCAUAGGACAUGGAGUACAUUGGUCAUGGGUACCCUACCCUCCACAAAUGCAAUGUAUUACAAUACGGGACCCCAGUUUUUUGGUCCCAAGAGCCAUAUUAAUUUGAUGUGACAAGAGAUAUCCAAUGCCUUAUAUAAAUUGGGGUCCAGGGAUUUUGUAUAAUUCCCAUCUUAAAUAUCUGUGUGCUUCUUGAGACUGAUGGGAAUUAUAUUCCAGGGCUACAGCCACAUCUCAAUGCUUCCAAAAUUCAUUCUGCCCCCUCUUAUCAAUGAUAUGUAAGGUCAGGUACAAAGGAGAGUGAGACACCAUAUUUCCCUCUGUCUAGCUUCUUGUCCGGCCUUUGAUAAGUCAUGUUUUGUCCCAAUGAAAUCCAGGCCCAGUGUUCGGCAGUGUCACAUCACAACGAGCAAUGCAGUAAAUCCAUAUUGCAUGGGGUGAUAUGGUACUGUACAACAAGGUGUUUGAAAACAUAACCUCUUCUUUGAAGUAACAGGCAAGUUAUGUAGUUAUAGCUAUAUUUCAAAUAUAUAGGCCUCAGCUGCAUAUUGUUAGAAGAGCUUUUCAAAAGAUAUUUCAAAAAUGUUUUCAAAUAUUAAAAUAUCAAAAAUAUACAAUAAAUUAAAAAAAAUAUCAAUAUGUAAAAACAUUUAAAAAUAUUACAAUAUUUUUUCAAAAUAUGAAAUCAUCUUAAAAGUUUAUUCAAAAAUAUAAAAUCGGGGGUAUAGAUGGAAACAUUACUGUUCUGCAUCACCUGCACAUCUGGACUUUAAAAUAUUAAAGGACCACUCUAGGCACCCAGACCACUUCAGCUUAAUGAAGUGGUCUGGGUGCCUGGUCCAGCUAGGGUUAACCCUUUUUUUUUUUCUAAACAUAGCAGUUUUAGAGAAACUGCUAUGUUUAUAAAUAGGUUAAUCCAGCCUCUAAAGCCUCUAGUGCCUGUCUCAUUGACAGCCGCUAGAGGUGUUUGCGUGCUUCUUACUGUGAAAAUCACAGUGAGAAGACGCAAGCGUCCAUAAGAAAGCAUUAUGAAUGCUUUCCUAUGAGACUGGCUGAAUGCGCGCGCAGCUCCUGCCGCGCAUGCGCGUUCAGCCGAAGAGGAGGAGAGGAGGAGGAGAGCUCCCCGCCCGGCGCUGGAGAAAGGUAAGAUUUUAACCCCUUCCUCUCCCCAGAGCCCGGCGGGAGGGGGACCCUGAGGGUGGGGGCACCCUCAGGGCACUAUAGUGCCAGGAAAACAAAUAUGUUUUCCUGGCACUAUAGUGGUCCUUUAAUGUGUGGCACAGAAAUCAUGUUUCUACAGCUAUCCCAGAAUUCCCAGCUUGACAUGUAAAUAAGCACAGACAGGCAUUGUGUUUCAGAUUUCACACUGCAUUUCUUCAAGUACCCUUAGCUAAGGUUAACUAUUUUAAACACAGCAUUUUUAACACCGCUUUUUUAUUCAAGUGACACUACGGACACCAAAACAAUUUCAACUAAACAACUUCAUCUAAAUGAUGUUGUUAUGGUGCCAAGGGCCCCUGGAGGCACUCUUAUCUCAAGAGGUUAAACCAUUCCAAUCCCCUGCAGGCGGCAUCCAGCUUCUGAAUUUUCAAUUGGUGACUCCUAAUUCAGUAAAUUGGCUUGGAAAACAACAUACCUUUUCCAAACUAGUUUAGUGAAUAUGGUGUCACAUGACCGUUCUCAGCCAAUGAGCAGCACCCUUUGUUUCCUGAAUUGGAAAUUUCUGAAGCUGCCGGUGGGGGGAAGUGGACAUCUCUGCUGGAUGCAAUUUUAGUGUUAAACUGUUCAAGAAUGGUUUUGCCCCUUAAGAUAAAAGUGUCUCCAGGGGCCUCCUGGAACCAUAACAACUUAAUUUAGAUUGAGUUGUUUUGGUGCCUGAAGUGUCCCUUUAAUCAUCCAUAGUUGUAAGUGAACAGGAAAGUCUGCGCCCAAUGUCCAGUUUGAAUUAUGCAGUUGACGCACAACAGUAAUUUUUCUAUCUGCACCAAUUGUGGGGAGUUGUAUUGGGAGGGGGGGGGUCUCUCCACAAAUUAUUUAGCACAUAUUUAUCUUUUAGAUUACAAAAGCAGCAAUAUAGUAUUGUACUUUGGCAGUGAUUAUUAUAAAGCAGCAACAUAUUAAACAGAAAUAAUUGACAGACUACAUACCAUUAAACUAUUAGUAUUUCAGACAUACCGUAGGGGUCAUCCUCUCUUUUUUUAUAUAUAGUAUGACACAGAUGCAAAUACAAUGCAUGUAGUAUGUUUGAGCAAUUAGCAUUUACAAAGUGUUACGGUACAUAGUUUGAUUAAUGUGCUUGCGGUGACUGUCCACCUAUGCAUUUUGGUUUGCAAAUCAAGUUGCAUCAAUGAUAUAAUGUGUAUCCAAGUGGUUUGUCAGGUUCUUUACAUGUUUUCUGCAUGGCAUAUACUUUGAGGAGCAUGCAGUGCUGAAACUGUGUGUGUUGUUUGUUCAUCAAUACAUGGAUUAUUGAGCAUUUAUUAUUGGUGGUCUUACUGCAUUUAGAGAAACUAGUUAAACAGACAUAUAUGUGUGGAAAAAAGUAUCUGUGUUUAAAAAAAAAAAGAAAUUCAGAGAAGUUACAAGUGGGAAAUAUUUGUAAAUAAUCUGUUUCAAUUGAAAUUACAUGUACAUGAGGACGUAUAAGAUAUGUAAAUAGACUGAGUAUGAAGACAGAGAUAUUGCUGUAGAGUUGUGUUUUUACACAUCUUACAAAAGUGAUUACACCCCUCACAUAUUUGUAAAUAUUUUAUAUCUUUUCAUGUGACAACACUGAAAAAAAAGGGCACUCUGCUACAAUGCAAGCAGUAAGUGUACAGCCUGUAUAACAGUGUGAAUUUGCUAUCCCCUCAAAAUAACUCAACACACAGCCAUUGAUGUCUAAACUGUUGGCAACAAAAGUGAGUACGCCCCUAAGUGGAAAUGUCCAAAUUGGGCCCAAAGUGUCAAUAUUUUGUGUGACCCUCCAUUAUUUUCCAGCAAUGCCUUAAACCUCAUGGACAUGGAGUUCACCAGAGCUUCACAGGUUGCCACUGGAGUCCUCUUCCACGCCUCCAUGACGACAUCACGGAGCUAGUGGAUGUUAGAGACCUUGAGCUCCCUCACCUUACAUUUGAGGAUGCCCCACAGAUGCUCAAUAGGGUUUAGGUCUGGAGACAUGCUUGGCCAGUCCAUCACCUUUACCUUCAGCUUCUUUAGCAAGACAGUGGUCAUCUUGGAGGUGUGUUUGGGGUCAUUAUCAUGUUGGAAUACUGCCUGCGGCCCAAUCAGAAGGGAGGGGAUCAUGCUCUGCUUCACUAUGUCACAGUACAUGUUGGCAUUCAUGGUUCUCUCAAUGAACUGUAGCUCCCCAGUGCCGGCAGCACUCAUGCAGGCCCAGACCAUGACACUCCCACCACCAUGCUUGACUGUAGGCAAGACACACUUGUCUUUGUACUCCUCACCUGGUUGCUGCCACACACGUUUGACACCAUCUGAACAAAAUAAGUUUAUCUUGGUCUCAUCGGACCACGGGACAUGGUUCCAGUAAUCCAUGUCCUUAGUCUGCAGGUCUUCAGCAAACUGUUUGCGGGCUUUCUUGUGCAUCCUUUUUAGAAGCGGUUUCCUUCUGGGACAACAGCCAUGCAAACCAAUAUGAUGCAGUGUGCGGCGUAUGGUCUGAGCACUGACAGGCUGACCCCCACCCCUUCUCUGCAAUGCUGGUGGCACUCAUACGUCUAUUUCCCAAAGACAACUUCUGGAAAUGAUGCUGAGCACGUGCACUUAACUUCUUUGGUCGACCAUGGCGAGACUUGUCCUGAGUGAAACCUGUAAUGUGACACCGCUUUAUGGUCUUGCCCACCCUGCUGCAGCUCAGUUUCAGAGUCUUAUCAAUCUUCUUAUAGCCUAGGCCAUCGUUAUGUAGAGCAACAAUUCUGUUUUUCAGACCCCUAGAGAGUUCUUUGCCAUGUUGAACUUCCAGUGACCAGUAUGAGAGAGUGUGAGAGCGAUAACACCAAAUUUAACACACCUGCUCCCCAUUCACACCUGAGACCUUGUAACACUAACGAGUCACAUGACAUCGGAGAGGAAAAAUGGCGAAUUGGGCCCAAUUUAGACAUUUCCACUUAGGGGUGUACUCACUUUUGUUGCCAACAGUUUAGACAUUAAUAGCUGUGUGUUGAGUUAUUUUGAGGGGACAGCAAAUUUACACUGUUAUACUACUUUACAUUGUAGCAGAGUAUCAUUGCUUCAGUGUUGUCACAUUAAAAGAUAUAAUAAAAUAUUUUGUGAGGUACUGCAUGUUCUAGAGAUACAGUCAUUUUGAAGCAUGUUGCACACUGUUGGAACAAGUAGGGUAUUUGCAGCUCACAGGGUGAAUAUAAACAUUUUUAAACUGAAAGAAUAAAGCUGCAAGAAUACCUAGCAAGAGCAGCAGUAAAAUUGUGUUAUCUGUAAAAGUUGUAAUAGGAAGUUUCCAUGGUGGAUGUUUGUAUACACUGAUGGCUGUGAGUGAUGUGUGUUGCUCUCCAUGGAGACGCUGAACUUUCCCCUUAGAGAUGCAUUGAUUGAGGAGAUGCUGACUGGCCAAGCCUAUGUUAUUAUAAGGAGAGAGAAUGGUUAAUUGAGUGCUAAUAUUAUAUUGAUAUGGGGUUCUAUAUAUAAAAUGAGUGGGAAAUAACGUAGUGGUAUGACCAUGCUGACAUUCUUUUUGUUUUGGAGUGUCUCCAUAUAGGGUGAAGCAAGUGGUCACUGAUGUCUAAUCAAGAAAUUGGGUCUUUCAUUUGUGGAGUAUUGUAGGCCUCAAUUUAAUAUUUUUUGGACAAACUCUUCAAAUUAUUUCAUAUUUUUGGACAAACUUUUCAAAUUAUGUAAUGUUUUUGACAAUAUUUUAGGAUGGUAUGCUAUAUAAAUAUAUAUUUUACAUACAAUAUAUAUUUGAUGUUUUAAUAUUUUGAAUAAAUCAUUUUCAAACUUUUUCCACAAAUAUUAAAAAAUUUCAAAAGCUCAUCCAAAUAUUAAAACAUGUGAAAAGCGCAUCCAAAAAUAUUAAAUAAGGCCAUAUACAUAUUUUUUUGUAUAUUAAUGUUUUGUAAGUGUAAUUCUUCACCUGAAAUGUAACAUAUUGCUGUUGAUGUAGUUCCUAAGCUGUUUCAAAGAGAGGCCUGUGAUUGGACCAAUUGACAGCUUAGAGCGCAUGCGUACUCUCCAAACCUGUGAGGGUAGGUGCUCUGCCUGCAAGGGGAAUAUUUUAAUGUCUGUUGGCAGCAUUAGGCAGCCCGAACAGAGUUCUUGACUACUAAUGUCAAAUAUGCUGGGGUGCAAUUUGCACCCAGCUCCCAAUUACAAAGAUCUCUGGAUGUGUUUCAAGCAGAAACACUGCACAUACAUACUCCUACCACCAUGACCACUUACGUUCCCUGAAGUAACCCUUCAAGCUACAUAUCUAUUUAUAUAUUUUUAUAAUGUGUAAAAAAUCAAAUCCUGCUUCUGUGUGCUAGCAAACUGUAAAAAAAAAAGCAAGGAGGGGAACAAAGAGCGAGAAUUAAAAGGAAGUGAACAAGAAAUUGUUAGUGCAGAUCGAGAAAGCGCAAGGGAAAGGUACAGACUACAGUGAUGGGGAUCAGACAUCUCCUAUAAAUAUUAGCGUCAAUGUUUGGUGGGACCAGUGCCAGUACUUGAGAUAUGAGGUUAGCAACAGUGAUUGAUUAUUGGGAACUCAGAAGGUCAGUCUUUUUAUUUUAAAUUCAAGCUUGAUUUGCUGAAAUUCUAAAUUGCAUAUUUAAUACUAAGCCUACAAAACAUAGAUACUAUUUAAGCUGGUAAGACCUGCACAUGACUAAUUGGAAUGCUUUCUACGUUCUGAUCUGAGUAAUGAUAUCUUGUAUUUUCCUAGCCAUCCUUGGAAUGCACACACUGAUGAGUAACCAGCAGUACUAUCAAGCACUCGCUAGCAGUACUAUCGUCAACAAAGAGGGUCUAAAUAGUAAGUCUUAAACUGAACGUUAAGCAUUUUUUUACAGACUGUACAUGGUGUUUCAUAGAUGUCUAUGUAUAUAUUGUUAAGUGUUUCUUGUGUGAUAUAGAAGGUAAACAUAGAUUUUCAGGGGACACAUAUAACAUUACAUACCAAUGUUAAAAAAGGACCGCAUGGAAAAAUAUGUAUUUAAAGUGACCGUAAUGUUUAAACUGAAAUCAUGUUUAUGUAAAAUAGCGCUCGAAGAGAUUGGGAAGUAUAUAUAUAUUUAUAUAACAAAGCUAAGGAACGUGCCUAUAUUUAGUUUGAAUGCUGAAGAAAGGCUAUAUUUUAUGGAAGUUCCCAUCUAAUCAGCGACAGUUGUAAAAUAAAAUACAUAUGCCAGAGCCACAUUAGGUAAUCACAACAUUUUCUAGGGGCGACUAUUUUUAAAAAAAAUUUUUCAGUGCAAGACUAGGAUUGUAUAGGAACACAAACCCACGGUGAAAUUUGUCCCAGUUAAAACAUUUUUUUCCCUAAACAAUGGGACAAUGGUUCUGCCACACUCCAAACAGCACAUAGCAGACCAAUCUAAAAACUAAUUGAAGCAAUUAUUGACCACUUAGGCCUUGGGCAGAAGCAGCCAAAUCUCUCCCUCCAACAAUAUUCAGUAAAUAUGCAUAUCUAUCCAGAGGGACCCCAUUGAUCCCUUGGGUCACUAUGUAGCUAUUACACUCAUUUUUAUAUACUGUAUGGAAUGAGUAGAUGCUGCCUACUGGUUAAUUUUGCAUCACUUGUAUCAUUGUCAAAUAACCUACUCCUCCAAUCCACCAAUGGCUAUUUAGUGAGCAAAGGGAUCAACUGGGGCUCUGACACUUCAUUAAUCUCUUUAAAUAACACAUUAAGACUUCCCUGUUUGUGGGGCACAAUUUGUUUAAUCACAGGUCACCUUUGGUUAUAUGGAGUUUGUAAGCAUUAUCUCAGAAUGUAUUUAAAUGACCCUCCAGACCACCAAAGCACUUUAGCUUGUUGAAAUUCUUUGCGUGUCCUCUUUUUUAUUUUACAAAAAGUGCAAAAUCUUAUUGAAAUUGGCACUUUUAUAAUUUUUUUAAUAACCUUUAGUUUAGAGCAGAUUUAGACAUUAUGUGUUAUUUUAUUAUAUUUACAAUGCACUGAUCAUUAUAAGAUCUGCCCCUCUCACCCCCCACAUUAUUGUUAUUACAUUUACUGUGCACUGGUCCUUUGAAGAGUAAUUUUUCCCUUUCCUGUAGAUUCGUAUGGCUACUUAUAGUGGUGUUUUUAGCAGGAGGUAAAUUGUGUUAACAGUAAUGAUAUAUUUGUUUUUGGCCUUUGUAUGCAUCAUAUAAACUCCAAGCCAGAUAAAAAAAAACUAUUUAUAAUGGAUUAUUUAGAGUAAUGUGUUAAAACUACUAGACACAAUUCGUCUUUUUUUUUCUUAGGUGUUAUCAAACCAACACAAUAUAAGCCGGUCCCUGAUGAAGAACCUAAUUCAACUGAUGUAGAAGAUACACUGGAACGGGUUCAGAACAAUGAUCCAGAUUUGGAAGAGGUUAAUCUUAAUAACAUUAAAGUAAGUGGCCAUGCUCUUUUUGUAAAUGCUAUAUAUUUUAUUUCUUAAUGUGGUUGACAACAUAUGAAGGGUGCUCCCCGUGAAGAAAAUGGUCAACAUCUUGGACCUCGGUUCCUCCAUCUCGAAAGGCUGCCUUCAGUGGUUGAAACUGUUUUCUACAAUCCUACGAUCAGGCAGGAAGAAGUGUCUAAGGAUACCAACAUCCUGCAUGUGGCAUAAUGAGCAAUGUGCUUAGGCACCAAUUCCUGCCACCUAAAUCUGCUCGUAUUCCUUUAUAACGUGUGCCCAUCUCAGACUAGGGAAAAAAAGGUCUCCAUGCAUGAAAUACAACUGUGAUUUAAAGCAGAAAGCUGAGCAAGUAGAUUCAAUGCCUGUUUGCUAGGUAUCCACAGACACCUCUGCCCAGUCCUUGUCUCCCUAUAGGUGUUUGAAAAAUCAUGUGCCUUAGGACUGGGAGUACCUUUUCCUUACUUCUCCUCAUCCAAUAUGUACCUCGUUGGUACUUUGCGUGAUUUGUCUUUUUAUUGGAAUUACUUAUGGGACCUUAUUAUUUUUUUGGCACAAUGGGUUAGUUUUAAUGUAGCUUUAUAGCUUGAUUUCCUGCAAGAAGAGUUUUCUUUUCGCUUAUGUCUCGAUGUGGUGAUGGUGUUUUUCUGUUUUGACACACAGAACAGUCCUACUUUUUCUCUGCUCUGUCUCUAUUACAGUUUUAAAUGGACACAUUCGAAACACAAAUCAGUUUUAGCAUUAUGAAGUGGUUUUGGUGUCUAGAUCAUGCCCCUGUAGUUUUACUGCACAAUUAUCCGCAAUUUAGGAUUUACAUCUCUUUGUUUAUGCAGCCCUAGCCUCACCCCUCAUGUCUGAGACUCACACAAUCUCCCUACACACUUCCUGUAAGAGAGUUUCUUUUUUUAGCUUCCCUUAUUGCACAGUGUGUUUAAUUUAGGAUUUCUUAUCUCCUCUUCUGUUAAUAGCCUGCUGUGGCCUGCAACAGCCUCCUGAUUAAAGUUGAAUUAAGAGCAGAGAAAAGUUUGAUUAGCAGAGUAUGAGAUAACAACUUCUAAAAUAAACACACUGUGCUAGUAGAUCCAAUUGAAAAUGAAACCAAUUUUUUUUUAAAUGAAAACUGUAUGAGUCUCAGCCAGGGGAGGUGUAGCUGAGACUUCAUAAACAAAGUGAAUUAACUCCUAAAUGGCAGAUACUUCAGAGUGAUACUGCAGGGGCAUGAUCUAUACACCAAAACAACUUCAUUAAACUGAAGCUGUUUUGGUACUUAGAGUAUCUCUUGAUUUUCUUACAAAGGUUCCUAACAGUCAGACAUUUUAACUAAGUAACCUCCAAGUGCUUCUGAACAUGUUUUUUUGCAUCUCCUUUUUUGUUUACACCAUUUCUCCUCUCCUGUAUGUGGAGGUCUGUUUCUUGCAGAACAAUAUAAGGUCUUUUCUUUCUUGCCAUUUAUUGUGCAUUGAAUGUAUGCUGCAUGUCAGCCUUAUCCUCUCAUCUGUUACAUCUGUUUGACCUUAUCCAAUUGGUGUUUCACCCAUAAUGUGGUUCUGCCUGCUUCUCAUUAACACUUAAGGUGUUUGGAAAUUAAUUCAUGGUUAUAAGUUAAUUGCUUUCCCGCUCUCCUGAAAGGGUAUAGAUGCCUGUGUGUCAAGCAAUAAUAAUUAGAUAGGUAGAAAGUUUGUUCGUGCUGUAUGAUUAUAUAUAACUACGUGUCUCUACCGUGCUAUUUUUGUUUCACAAAUUAUUUUAUACACAGCUACCAGUGCAUAUAAGCCUUGCAUUCUAGAAUGAAUGAUAUGUGAUGUAUGUGUUUCUUUUAUCUUUUAAUUCUAUAUUUCAUCAUUAGAACAUACCUAUAGUAACAUUAAAGGCUUACGCAGAAGCAAUGAAAAAAAAUACAUACGUGAAGAAGUUAAGCGUAGUAGGAACCCGAAGCAAUGAUCCUGUUGCCUUUGUGAGUAAUAUUAGUAAAGAGUUUAACUAAAUGUUUGUCUUUAUGAAACUGAAAAAAAGUAUAUAUUUUUUGAAAGUUAACAUAUUUGUAAAACAUUUUAUUUAAGAAAUACAGAAGAGUAAUGGAAUUCAAUGUAGUAGUUUUAUUUUGGUAUAUGAUUAAAGGAACAUUAUAGGGUAAGGAACACAUAUAUUCCUGACCCUAUAGUGUUAAAAACACCAUUUAGCCCCACUGGCACCCAUGCCCCACUAAAUAUAGUAAAAUCUUGCCUUUAUUGCAGUUUGUUGCUGUUUGCUCGGCCUCUGAUCUGCCUGCUUGGCUGACAUCAUCAGAAGUGUUGCUCUGAGCCAAUCACAAUGCUUUCCGAUAUGAUUGGCUGAGCUUGUCUAGUAGGCAGAUCAGGGGCAGAGACAGCACAAGUCAAACACAGCUGGGCAAUCAGCAUCUCCUCAUGGAGAUGCAUUGACUUAAUGCAUCCCUAUGAGGAAAGUUCAAUGUCUACAUGAGGGUGUAGAGGGUGGUGACACUGAAUGUCAGUGAUGCACAGUGUGCAGCACUGCCCCAGGAAACACCUCUAGAAAGUACUAAAGAGGGGCCUGUGGAGAUAUCCCUAGGCUGUAAUGUAAAUACUGCAUUUUCUGUGAAAAAAAACUGUGUCUACUGCAAAAAGCCUGAAGGGAAUGAUUAUACUUGUUACAGUUAAAGUGAGAAAUCAGUUAAUGUGCACAUUAAUGAGUCACAAACCGGCUCAGGUAGUUUCACUUUAUACACAGUGUGUAUAUCCAGGUGGGUUGAUGGAUUUUACUCAAAUGAAGAGUUGCAAGGAAUAUAACAACCAAUUAAGAUAAAAUCACAAAUUCAUCAACCCACCUGGAUGUACACACUGUGUAUAAAGUGAUACUACCUGAGCCAGUUUGGGACAUAAACAGGCUCUAAUAAAUGUGAGUUUGACCAUAUAGAGAUUUUAUUGGUCUGAUUCCUGUUACAGUAUUAUCCUAUGAGUUCUUCAUUUUAUAUUACAUAGGAAUACCUGUGGUUCUCACCUCCAAAUUUGGAGAAGAAAUUUUAUUACAUAAAGGUAUAUCCACAUGCACCUUUUUUGCACAUAUAGGGUGAUGUGAAUAGCUCUGGGAGUUAGAGAUAUUUUUAGAUUGCUGGCGGAGGUGUAACUCUUCCUCUCCUAGUGAAGGAGGGUGUAACUAGACAAUAUCCUAUCUACAAGCCAUGGAGUUACUCCUGUUAGCUCAUAUAAUUUUUGCAAGUGUAGUGCACAGUGUUGUCAAGAGAAUCCAAAUACACUCUUUCUUCGGCUCCUGAAAUUCUAAAUGUUAAUGAGAAUAUUGGAUGAAAUAUCUCUCCAAUGUAAUCCACUGGUUGUCCACACAUUGCAUACAUAAGUGAUACAUUAGUGAUAUGCAGUGCAUUUAUUCAAUGUAUUGCACAACAUUAUAAUGCUUAGAUUGUUAAUAUGCUCUAAAAGGACAUACAUAGCUUGAAUUGGUGCUUAAUUUGAUGAAGUAUAAAAUGUACUCUGGUGUGAUAGCCAAGCUCCUGAGCCUUAUACCAGCUUAUAUGUUUUAAGCGUGGUAAUUUACAAGAGCUCUUAAAAUUCCAAAGCAAUCCAAAAAUAUCAAAAGACAAAGUUGGAGCUGCUUUGUCUUUUGGGCAAAGGUGGACAUAAGUUGAUAAAAGACAGAGCCCCGCUGUCAACUUUUAUCCAAUCCCAGCAGCUAUCACAAAUGACGGCUGUGAGAUUCAGGCAUCAAUUUGUGAGGGCUCCCGUGUGAUCCUCUAUAGACCUCAGUGAUGUACUCUCACACAUGUGCAAGGGUACAGAAAUUACACAGCUCUGCCAGAUUUAGCACCAGAGACAGUGGAGGCUGUGAGGGACAGAUUCAGGUAUGUAAAACCUCCUUCAUCUAUAACUUGUGGCCACUGAACCCUAACUAGAGAUAUGACCUUCAGGAGUCUUUGCAAAUUAUCCAAAGACCUCUGAAAGGGGCUGACCCACUUUAAGAAAGGGCCUUUGCAAGGUAAAGGUGAAUGACCUGACCAUAGUAUACAGGAAGAACUGCUUAGUAAACAUUGUCUUUUCAUAACUCUAUUUCUAGUGUAACUGUAUGUCUCCAGUCCUGUGCCCUUGCUGUGUACUGAUUUAGGGCUUCUUCCGUGUUUAAGGCUUUGGCAGACAUGCUGAAGGUCAACAGCUCAUUAAAAAGCUUAAAUGUGGAGUCCAAUUUCAUUAGCGGAACAGGCAUACUUGCUCUUGUUGAAGCCCUCCAAUAUAAUUCAUCUCUAGUUGAACUGAAGAUAGAUAAUCAGGUAAGUGCAUAAUCCAGACAGCUGCAAUGGUGAUGGAGUCACUAGCAGUGAUACAUGCAUACAUACAGAGAAAUACAUACACACACAGACAGUCACAAUGACAUACUUACAUCUGUUCAACCUGGUCCCUGGGUGCAUGCUGUCCGACUCUGUGGAGUCCCGUCCCGCAGCCCAGCCCCAUCACUGGGCGCCAGCCGCGCUGGGUGGUACACAGGGAGCAGGGAUAUGAUGUAAUUCAUAUCACCGCUCCCUCCACACAGCCUGCGGCAGACACCAGGGUAGGAGGCCGGGCAGGUGGUUGAAGGCUGGGCUCCGCGGUCAGUGCGCUUACCUCCUGCCGGUCAGCCUGACAUUGCACUCCCAGGGCCGGUCUGCCCUAAGGCGGCCACCUGGGCCACCUUAUGGUAGCGCCGGUCCUGCAUGCACCCUGUCACCCCUAACCUGUCAUCCUGCCACACACCCUGUCACAUAUUUCCUUACACUCACAUACAGUCACCCACCUACUCACAGUGACUCCGCCAACUGAUUAACAUAUAUAUACACCAAUCCAGCCCGACUUGUCUUAUCUUACUCAUUAUCCAUUUCCCUGUUCACGUACCUCUGUCCUAGCCACAUACACCUACCAACCUGCCUAGUCACUCAGUUCUCCACAGCAGAAAUUCAGAGAAUCCAGAAAAUAGGAACUCAUAUGUAGGAAAAGUACUGUAACAUGUAAAUAGUGGAUCUCCCUCCAAGUGAAUUGAGCUGGUUUUUUUUUUUUGGGUUUUUUUUUACAUGGACUUAUGCUUUUUGUUAUAAUACAUAUGUGUAUUUUUUAAUAGAGUCAGCCUCUUGGGAAUAAGGUAGAAAUGGAAAUUGCAAAUAUGUUGGAAAAAAAUUCAUCCCUUUUGAAGUUUGGCUAUCAUUUUACACAACAAGGCCCCAGGAUUCGAGCUUCAAAUGCAAUGAUGAACAAUAAUGAUCUUGGUAAGUUAAAACAUAAAUUAACACAAACCCAGGAGUUUUUCUUUUGGAAUGUAUUUGUUGGUAGCUAUUUUUCUAUGAAAAAAAUAUACUAAUUAUAAUUCUUCCUUCAGUAUACUUUAAUGGACAACUUUAUAACAAUUAUAUUAUGUAUAUAUACAUUUAUUCCACAUGUAAUAUUGGUCUUUGAUCUUAAAUGAAGAGAUCCAUAUGAAGUAUGUUUUAGGUAUUUUUCUCAGUUUUCUUUUUUUUUAUCGAACACUUGAGAGACAACUGUCUCAUUCAAAAGCUUUAGCUUUAAAUGAGACAGUUGCCUUACCCUGCUUUUUUCUGCAGGGUCAUAAAAGCAGGUACAUAUAUUUAUUUCUAUAUUAACCUGCUUCUUCUUUCUUAUGCUUUCCACACACACCUCAGGAAGGACAUUGAUUGAACCAAUCAGUGUCCUAUCCCUGGGAAUGCUGGAAAAGUGCAUUGGGCAUGCCUGACAGAUUUAUGUGCAGUUGCAAGAUCUCUUCACCUUGCAAGAUCCUGACAGGAGAGAAGAGACGGAGUCUGAUCAGUGUGAUCAAGCAAAGCAGGCUCUGGUGUCAGGUUUCUUUCUUCUGCUUCUGAACAAUGCCCUGUUUCUUUCAUUAGUGGAUUGGUCUGAAACUAAGGUGGGUAUGUAAGAGGUAGAGGGUUGGAUGCUGAAGAAACUCCCCUAACAGAAAGGCCUACUCAAUAAUUCAAUCUGACCAAUUUUAUAGUACAUUGAUAAAUGUUUAUUACAUACUUUUCAAAGUAUUUCUUGUUUUUUUUUAUGAUUUGCAUAUUUGUUUAAAAGUGUUUGCUUGCUGGUUUAAACAAUUAUUGUCAGGUGAUGCAUGUCCCUUUAAGUGCUUUCUUUUUGUGUGUUUUGAAUAAAACAAGUUAAAGGAAAGCACGUGAAAAGUUCUACAUUAAUCUGCUGGCCUUUAUUAGUGAACAUAAAAAAUAUCCAUAUACUGCAGGGCAUAUACAUGCAUUAUCAAGGUCACUGAAGAGGGGCCUGUUUUUUGUCAAAUUGUUCAUAAGCAGUUUGUCAAAAAACAAAACAAAACCAGGAAAUGGACCACAUUGAAUCAUAGCACUAUAACCACUGCAUUGAACUGCAUUUGUUAAAGUGCCUAAUUAGGGAUCCAUAGAUUAACAGCAAUAUCGCUGCCACAUUUUAAUUAAGCUUUUUUACAAGACGAGACUUCAUGAGAUACUAAAAAUACAUUAGAAUGUUGAAUUUGGUGAUAUUAUCAUGGAAAAGAUUGUAAUAUGUUACAUAAGUCCCUGUGUAAUUUUUUGCAGACUUUUGUUUUAAUUUAAUAAGCUUGUUAAAUGAUUCAAUACUGUCAGGAAACCUUUCCAAGGGAUUUAUCUAUAAAAAUUCACAUAGAUUUCAAUGGUGACUUCUAUAGAUAAAUCAUUUUGAAAGCUUAAUAAAUUGAGACCUUAAAUAAAGUGUUAGUAAUAGAAAUCUGCAUUUCUAACACUAUAGUUGCCUCUGCCUCCCCAUCCCUUGCGUCCCCCCUCCCCAGCAUGGAAAGGGUUAAAAACCCUUUAUCUACUUACCUGAUACCAGUGCCAAUGUCCCUUACCACUGGACUGGUGUUCCGCCUCCUCUGAUGUCAUCCGACGGCGGGAUCCUCCCUAUAGGAAAGCAUUGAAUCAGUGCUUUCAUAUGGGGAAUUUACUGAAUCUGGGUGUCCUUGUGGAGAGCGUGAGGACGUCCAGCGUCAGUAAGACGACUAAAAGUCACCUAGCAAGCAGGAAGCGCCUCUAGUGGUUGUCUGGUAGACAGCCACUAGAGCCUGUCUUAGCACUGCAAUGUUUGCAGCUGCAAAGCUAAUGCAACAAGGACACUGCACCCAGACCACUUCAAUGAGAUGAAGUGGUCUGGGAGCCUAUAGUGUCCCUUUAAUUUGAAUCUGAUGAAUUUAGACUCAUAAUGAAGAAGAACUCCCUUCUUGGGGUUUUCAAAACCCGUUAUUUACUUACCUUAUCCAGCAUCGAUGUCCACUCCGCACCCAUGGACGUCCCGCGAUGAGCAAGCGCUAAUGCACAUGCACGGCAAAUUAACCAAUGCUUUCCUAUAGGGAAAAUCUGACUCUGGAGUCCCUCAUGAAGAGUGUGAGGACGUCCAGCGUCAGAUAAUGGACCAAAGAUCUGUUUGGAUGCAGGAAACGCCUCAAGUGGCUGUCUAGGAGACUUUCUCUGGCACUAAGGGCAAAAGCGACACUGCACCCAGACCACUUCAAUUAGCUGAAGUGGUCUGGGUGACUAUAGUGUCCCUUUAAGCCCCCUCUGAUUUUUAAUAUUGCGUAUCACUUAAGGCAUUCUAUCGGAUGCAUUUUAGGGUAAGGUAGGUUUGAUCGAAAAAACAAAUGUUCCUUUUUAAAAUUUUAUUGCAAAUUGUAAAAGUUGGUUCUGACUUGCAUCUUGUUUACAGCACGUAUGCAUAGAAGUGAUGGGCCGUGGCAUAACAUUCCUGCUCUGGACAUGGAGGAUGUAUAAGUAUAGACAGAACUUCUAUACAUUUCUCUUGGCAUCACUUCUCCAUUACCUGUGCCACAGGCAGUGCUCUAUGCUGCCACCUUCUGUUUUUUCAAUGCAGUUUUCUAUAAUCUUGCUUUCUUUAUAUCCACCAUGGUUUUAUUUCCCAGAAUGCCAUUUUUCUUGCUCAUUUCUUCUUUUUUUGUAAUAAUUAGAUUUUACUGCAUGGAUUGUGCACCAAUCAUUAUAAAAACUUCGGAAAACAAGGAAACACAAAGAGCCCUCAGCCAAAGUCAUACAUAAAAAUUAUAUGAUCUGUUUUGCAGUAAUCCUAAGGGGAUAUAUUGGAAAAUCCUAUUUUAAAAAACAAGUGAGGAUAACAUAAUACAUUAACUUAAUAUCAGCAGACUUUUUUUAUUAGAUUUCAUACAAUGCAGCUUCUGAAUCGCAUUGCUUGAAAGCGUAUUGCAAAUUGGUAGAUUAUCAAUCUCACAUUUCCCAUUUUAUAUAGCACUUAGUAAGUAAAGUAAUUAAAAAAAAAUACAAGGCUAAAAUAUAUUAGGAGAUUACAAAAAUGAUACACAGAAUAGCAACAGGAUAAAAUCAAAAUUUCAUGGUUGUGAGAUAAUUAGAUUAAAUGGACAAUAUAGUCACCAGAACAACUACAGCGUAUUGUAUUUGUUUUGGUGAGUAUAAUCAUUCCCUUCAGACUUUUUGCAAUAAACACUGUCUUUACAUUACAGCCUAGGGAUACCUUUUACCUGCCACAACUGGCCACGAUGUUUACAUUACAGCCUAGGGAUACCCUUAACUGGCCACUCCUCAGAUGGCUACUAGAGGUGCUUCCUGGGGCAGUGCUGCAGCACUGGCAUUCAGUGUCUCCACCCUUUGCAUUAAGACACUGAACUUUCUACAUAGAGAUACAUUGAUUCAAUACAUCUCUACAUGGAGAUGCUGAUUGGCAUAGGCUGUGUUUGGCUUGUGCUGGUUCUGCCCCUGAUUUUCCUUUGAAAAAGCAUUGUGAUUGGCUCAGAACAGCACUUCUGAUUAUGUCAGCCAAGCAGGUGGAUCAGUGACAGAGUCAGCAGCUGCAGAAUUGAACAAAAGUAAGAUUUUACUAUAGUUAGGGAGGCAAGGGGGAGGCAAGGGGGAGCCAGGGGGGCUAGAUGGUGGCUUUAACACUAUAGGGUCAGGAAUUCAUGUUUGUGUUCAUAGCCCUAUAGUGUUCCUUUAACUGUAAACAUUUGAUGCAGAAAUUGAAGAGCCCUCUUCUCAACAGCUAUGUAUGCUUGGCAUGCGUAAGGAAAUAGCACAGUUUACUGGAAUAACUAUACAGUGUAAUAUCCAUAGUGUCAGUAUUGCUCUGUUGCUAUCGGCUGCAGAAAGUCACUACUGGCUACAAAGAUUGCAGGGAUAUGUUUUAAUUCGGAGGUGUUUAAAAUGUUUUAUUGAGUACAUUAUAGUAGAUUAAUCACUGAUAUCUGUAUUUUUUUCCCCACAGUGAGGAAAAAGAGGCUGGCCGACUUGGUUGGGCCAAUCUAUCCCAAGUGCCGGAGUGGAGUGUAAAGCCGCGGUGAGGACUGUGCCUUAUGGCAGGACCCCCUUUCAUUGUUUGUUUCAGAAAGUGGAAUCGUCAAAGAAGAGCAAGAACGUAGCACCUGUGCCAUACCUCAGUUGUGUUUGACAUUAUGCAUCAAAUGGAUCAUCACAAUGACAACUAUGACACAAUAUCCAUACAACUAUUGUUUUUCUUGUUAUUGUUUUUUUUUCCCCAGACAUACAAGUCAUACAACUGCUUUGGGAAAUGUAACCACUUUGAUCUCUGUGCCCUCAGAUUUGUUUUGUAGGUAAUCCUAGCUUCAGCGUAUGUUUGAUCAACACAAAUGCUCUUCCUUCAAAAAAGGCCAGUGAUUGUCACUUGAUAAUUACAAAUGUCCUUUUUAAUGUCCAUGGCAGAAUUAGCAUUAAGGCUUGGCACCGGCUAGUUUAGGAUUGUUCAGUUGGGUAGAAAUGUUCCAGGUUGUACGAAUACCAAUAUAUUGAGUUUUUGUUUGUGCAGCAUAUGAUUAUUUCACAUUUCAUUCUUUUUUUAAACUAAUCGUAUUAGCCUAAGAAGUCGAAGCAGCUAGUUUUGCUUAUUUGACACCUGCUCUCUAUAUUAUGUUGCUCAGCCCAAUUCCUUUUGAUCAAUAUUUGAGAGAAUUCCAUUUCAGGGAACGUAAAACCUUUGUAUUAGUAGAAUUUGGUGGUAUAAGUGAUAUUUGUGAAUUAACAAAUAUAGAUAGGUGAGUAAAGCACACAGUGCUAAUUAGUGCAGGCUUUCCUCUGACCAGAGAGUCACUCCCAACCCCUUUUAAACAUAAAACCAAAGUGAAUAGAAAAUAUCUAUAAACAAUAUCAGGGCGCCACAAUCACUUUAUAGUUAUGAGCUUUCCGGAUGUUCUCAUAAAUUGAGGAGAAAAAGAAACGAUUAGAAAAUAGUCAUACAAAAUUGAUUGAUUGAUUAAAAAUAAACAAUAAAACACUUGCAUUAGACAAUGGCACGUUCUAAUAAAUGUGCAACAAUUGCAAUAUUAACUUCAGUAGGCUUAGUCCCCCACUGGCUAUCAGCCCUGUGGCACCCUGAUACUGUUUGUAGAUAUAUUCUGUUCACUUUGCUUUUAUAUUAGUCAAUUAUUCUGUUGAUCAAAGCUGUUGUGAGCAUAAUUUUGCUUUGGUCCAAUAUAUGCAAUGUAUUUAAAGCCUUUCAACAGAACACAGCACCAUUUUUGUGAUGUCAUUUUUUUUCUUGCUGUUCUGUCACUAAUGUACUAAGUAUAUUAUUUAAGUCCAUAAUGUAGCACUGAACGUCAUGUUACAGAAAAUAUAUAAUGGCCUACAUCUUUUUGGUGACAAUCACUAAAUUAAUGUAUCCUGUUUUUAUGGAUUGUGAGUAAAGGUAAUAUGUGUAUUUCCACAGAUGAAAACCACCCUAAAAUCUAUAAUAAUAUCUAAUAAAUUAGUCUGUUAUACAUGUUUCACAUGCUUAUAGUUACCAUAAGAUCAGCAGAGGGCAGCUUGUAUUUUGAGAAUUGAAUUGCAGAAUUGACACAAAAAUAACAGAUUUUACUGAUUUUUGUUACUUUUGCCUAAAUUCAGUAAUCAGUCUGUUCUCAAUAAAUCUCCACUGUUUUAUGUUAAUAAAUAUAGUUAAUAAACAUAGUUCACAAACAGGUAUUAUAUAUAUUUAUAUAUAUAGGCAUCCAGAUCAUAUUAUGUCAAUGAAGUGGUCUGGGUGCAGUGACCCUUUAGUUUUAAUGCAAUGUUUCAAUUGCCGGGUUACACACAACUCUAAUGGCUGCCUUCCUGACAGCCACCAGAAGUUCCCCUGUGUGAACUAUGUCAAACUCGGAUCUCAAUCAAAUGCUGCUCUUGGAGCAUUGAUUGGCGCAACACAGGUAUUUGUUGCACAUACACUCUAGCUUUCCAAUGCUUCUCUAUUGGGAAGCUUUGGAUUGGCUGGGAUGAUCAAUCUUGAUGAUCUUAACCAUCGGAGGGGAUGCGGUGACAACAGCACAGUGAGGGAGUAAUGGUAGGUAAAUAAAUACCCUUUAAUCCCUCUUGGGGGAAUGAACACUUAAAUAGGUAGGGUAAAACUAUUGUGUUAGGAAAACAUGUUUGUAUUCCUAACCCAAUAGUGUUACUGAAAGCCAGAAUACCUUAACUUGUAAAUUUUUUCUUUCAUGUACUUCUCGAAGAGAUCAGUCUGUUUCAAAAUCAGAUUAUUUUCUAUGGUUAAUGGUUAUUGAUAUACCCGCAGUUUUUAUGCAGUAAUGUUAAAGGUUUCAAUAAAUACCUAUAUAUUUUACUUUCAAGAAUUCACAAUAAUUAUAUCAGCUUCCAAGUCUAGAAAUAUAGGCAUAUCUUAAACAAUUGUUAAAUACGUUUUUGGUGUUCCUGUUCUUUGCUUAAAGGGACACUACAGGCACCAAAACAACUUAACCUAAAUUAAGUUGUUGUGCUGCCAUAACCUCGAGAAUGGUUUAACCCCAAAGUUGCCUCCAGUGGCAUCCGGCUUCUGAAAUUUCAGGGGCACUGUUGAUUGGCUGAGAGUGGUCGGCUAAUGCUCUCAGCCAUUCAGCGACUCCCAAUUCACAAAACUGACUUGGAAAGAAACGUAUCUAUUACAAUAUUGAUGACCAACAUAUUGUAACUGCCUCUCUCAAUCAUUGUUUUUACAUAUGUAAACAGAUUUGCCAAGCUGAAUCAGAUAACUGUGGCCAUGUCACUCUAAACCUACCUUGCUUUGAUCUACUCCUCUUCUCUUCUUUUCUUAUAAUCAGUUCUUCUUCUCUUCGUUUUUUAUCUUUUUCUCCUAAAAUAGAGUAGUGACUUAUGUAUUUUUUAUGUAUUUUUCCUCCUGCUACAUUUAUCAAGCUCAUUCACUUCCCCCAUACACAUUAAUACUGUAUUCUUGCAAAUGUGCAAACCUGCAGCAUUAACAUGGGCUCCUGGUUGAUUAAGCACCAGGAACUGAAGAAGAAGAUGGCUUUGCCCAUGGACAACAGCAUAAGGUAAGUAUAACUACCCUCACUGUACCCCAGGGCCAUUGCACAUCAACUGAUGAUGUCUCAUUGGGUAGCUGUGCAAAAUAUGCAGAGACCCCAAGAGGUAACAGGGCAGCUUUAAAGGAUGAAACUACUACUUGUGAAACAAUGCAUACUUUCCCAAAAUCCAUAUACCUUCUAAGGUAGGGAGGGACAUUUUUACUCUGUAUUUAUUUGACUUUAGUUUUCCACAAUAUUAUUUUAGACCAUCUCCAGUAUCAUCUAAUGGUCAAAGUGUCUUGUGAUACCAGAAUGCCAAAAUUAGACUUAGACACUUGUGUAUUUAUGAUGUUAUGCUUUGUUUUUUUAAAUUUUAUUUAAUGUGUGAAUGGUGCAUAUUUUAACUAAUAAAUGUUCAUGUAGAUUUUAUAAAAGGCAUCUAAUAUCACUAAUAGCACAUUAAACAUAACAAAUUUUAUCAAGGCCACAUUGUUUCAUUUAAACAGCAAUCAUGAAAAUGUCCUCUGAUCUUCCCUUUAUGAGGGAUAGAGACUGAUAUCCAAACUAUCUUAAUAAACUAUUCUUAACAAGUUUUCAACAUGAACAGAAUUGUUUACUAAAGUGAGAAUUCAAGGUGAAUUAUUUAAGGUUAAAUUUGCUUGAAUUCUCACAUUAGUAAAUAACCCUGCAGGUGUUAAUUAAUGCGUUCAUUCUAUAAAAUAUUUCAUUUUAAAUCAUUUUACUAUUACAAUAAACUAUAUAACUGACUAUGCACAUCAUAAAGGAUCCUGAAUAUUUCUCCGGCGGGGUACUCAUCUAGCUAGUUAUCUGUAAUUCUCAAAGGCAAGAAAGAGUCAAAAUUGAUAAAUUUUACUACCAUCAAAAUUAUAUUUCCAAAGGACUACAAUCUAAUAAUAAUGUUGUUUUUGCAAUGAUUACAAAUAAUAAAUGAUCAAUUCCAUUGCUGUGCAAAGAUUCUUCUGGGGCGAUGCAAAGUUGGGCAUUUGUUGAUUAGACUUCCAUCAUAUUUAAUGAGAAAUUAG
Pelobates cultripes (western spadefoot toad) is the source of this 62629-nucleotide messenger RNA. The record is from the annotation of a GenBank genome assembly. NCBI's taxonomy places the organism in Eukaryota, Metazoa, Chordata, Amphibia, Anura, Pelobatidae.